AUGCUUGGAAGGAAUUGUGUCACUGGAAACUAUUUAUCUGAGAAGAAUACCUGCUCUUCUGCUGAAAAAGUUCAAAUAUCAGACAUUUUUCAGAGGAGGCAAAAGCCAUCAGAAGUAAGGAUGAGCAGAUUCCCUGUCCAACAGGUCUAUAGGGCUACAGUGUAGCUUUGUUCACCAGCAGCCAGAACUAGAUAAUGUCUGCAGAACCGAUUACCCCACAAUAUCUUAGUAUCAUAAAGAUACAGAGGUCAGCCAACAUGGCAAAGAAUUGGAUAGGUGAAAGACAACUUCAAUAUCAAAUUUUUAUCAAUCGAACUAGACUAUUCUCAGCUGUGGACUCACAUGCACAUAUCUUAUUGAACAUCCUAGGUGCCAUAAUAUGUCCUAUAAUAAAGUGUUAAAAAAAACUAUGAUGGCAACACUAGAAAAGGUCAUGUUAAGGGAGAACACAAAACACUGCCUUUGGAAGCACCUCCAGUGGCCAUUGUCCCUAGGGGGCAAUGUAAAAACUGCCUUUAUUCUGAAAAGGCAGUGUUUGCAUUAAAAUGCCUGCAGGCAAUUAUUAUACUCACCAGAACAACUACAUUAAGCUGUGGAUGGUCAGGAAAACCCUGGUCACCUGUGCAAGUUGUAAGAAUAUGAAAAUGGUGAUGUUAUAGGAAGAGAAAGGAGUAAAACUUAAUAUAAAAGACUGGUCUCCAAGCAUAAAAUAUAUAUUUCUGCCUGGAUUGGAUGCUUUGUUUUUUUUAUGGGGGUGCAAUACAUUUACAAACCGAAAAACCAUGUACCAUUUCACAUCUCACUUUCUUUCUGCAGCUCCGGUGCCAAUGUGUGGACGCCAGGUUUAAUCAGAAAAAUCGGGAUAUAUUUAUCUACGCAAAAUAUUUUUUCUAUUGAUACUUUAAAGGUAAGGGUUGGAUAGAGAAAAUAAGAAAGAGAAUAUAGUAGACAAAGAAUAAAAAUAUACUGUGCCUGUGUAAAAUGUAUACAGGAAUGAAAAAAAGAGAAUCCGAGCUCUCGAGUAGGGUGAUCGCACAAGCUAUAAUUGCAGUAAGGUAUAAAUGAUAACGUUUCCACUAUGCAAUUUUUUUUAAAUGUGCAAAAUGUAUAAUCAUAUACAAUCCUAUUUAUUUAUUUAAAAUCAUUAUGUGUGACGGGGUUUAUUUUGUAUCUUUGUUAUAUCCCCUAUGUUCACCAAAGACGUCCGUGAAUAACUACCUUGAUCAUAUCUCUGAAGAUCCCAAGUUUCUCAUGACAGAAUUGCGGAAACUUGACUCACAGCAGUUCCAGUUGACGAUGAAAUACCUCUUUGGUGGAAAGAAAGAGCAUUUUGUGAGUAAAAGCAAACCUAAGAAUCAUUGACAUUUUAUGUUAAACUAAUAGCAAAAUGGGAAGUUGUCUUGGUGCCUGAAUCAGCAUGUCUCUUCUUCUGCUCUCUACCUAAGUAUUUUACCUUUCCGCUACAAUGCCUGUAUGACUUCAUACCCAAUUACUUGGAAACUCCAAACAAGCAACCUUCAGAUAUAACUUUAUAAAGACAUAACUUUAUUUUAUAUUGUGUGGUCAAUGUUAUUAAAUAUUUAAACACUCUACAAUUUUUGUGUGUGCAUGCAUUACCUGCUUGCAUUUUGAUUAUGUUUUUUUUUCACAUUUAUUCUUUUUGCGUGUCACAAGAAAUACAUUCAUCACGAAUAAUCGAUAGUGUACAAAUACACCUGGUUAAUAGCUAAAGUUACACAUAUAAUGAAGUGACCCUAUUUUAUAGCAACAUUUCUCUAGUACAUGAUCCCAACCUUUUAUCAACAUCUCAAUCUAUAUAAAAAGUGUAAGCAGAGGGCUCGGUCAGCUGAACUAACGUGUACAUGAAAAACAACAUGUGCUAAAGAGCUAAAUGGCACAUUAGGUGAAUAUAUACGGGGGUGAGCUCAUCUCAUAUAAGACGCAGCUCAGUCCUUGGCAAGGUUCCCCUUGACACAAAUUGGGUAACAGGCAGGGCAUAUCAGUUCUGAAGAAGACUCCACCGGCAGACCCAGUAACCUAAGUAAAGUUGAUGCUUCCAAAAUUUGUCUGAGUAUGUGCGCCUUGCUAUUUACUGCCAUGAGAGAAUGCGGGCCCCACUUAUUGGGAAUAUCAUUGCCCCUGACCAAGUGAGUAAUUUACCUAAGCGACUGUCUCCAUAUCGUAGUUUGCCGGGAUAAGUCCCUAAAACUUAAGCUCUAGCAGCCGCUAUAAGAGCACCCUUAUCAGAGUCAAAGCAGAGCAUUACAUCCUUGGGGCAUCUUGUGGUGCCUUUUUGGUGAUGAACAUAGUGAGGGAGCUCCUCAGUUGAUAUAGUUUUAAGAAUUCCCCUGAUAUUAACAUUCCAGGCUUUAACCCAGUCCACUAUAUUUGCCAUCUGCCUAGUCAAUUCUGCGCAAUACCUCUGUAGAAAACUGAUAGCGACAUAUGUUGCUGUUUGUGUUACCCUGACACUGCCCUUCAUCUACCUCCAUGGCCACAAUGUGAUUUGUUACCGUGGAGACCUCCUCCUUCACCACAACAAUUUCCUCCCGAUAUAUAUCUCUGACAUCUUGUAACAGGGCCUUGAUGUCUGCGUUAAGUGAGGAAGUAUUAUCUUCUUGCACCUGUGACCAUUGUUAGGCCAAAUGUGCCCUCGAGGAGGCUGGUGGCUCCAAUUGCAUGCUGUCCACCUGCAUGCUGUAGGCCUCCUCGGGCGCCAUCUUGGAGAAUAUGGGCCUCUGAGACUGCUUCAAGAAAAUCCCGAUAUCUCUGGAACCAAAGCCCAGAUCCGCCCAAUAUUUCUUUACUUUUUUACCCAUCUAUGCCAACACUGAUCGCGCACCAAUUUGUUCCAGUAUGAGAGAGGAAAGCUUAAAUAUGCCUGGUUUUGUGGUGUAUGAGCAAGGAGCUUCAGCAAAGCACAUCUGUCUCGCUUUGGCACUGGCUCUGCUCCUCGUAUUUUGAGUCUUUUUAAUUGAGCAAGACAAAAGUAUUUUGAUUAUUUGAUUGAUAGUUAUGUUGCAAGUUUACAUCUCAUGUUAAUAUUAUGUUUGGAUUUCCUCAAAGUACCCUAAUGGAAAUUAUAAACAGAUGAAUCUAAUAAUUUUAAUAUUAUUUCCCUAGGACAUGGUAGAUAUUGAUCUGGAUUUUGAGGCAUUACGAGAAAGGAUUUUACAGUGUCCAGGAGCAAAAAGGAUAAUAUUUCUUAUCACUCUUGAGAAAUGUCUUCCAGUUCUGAACUCUGCAGAAUGCGUAGAUAUACUAAGCCAAGUCAUUCGUAUGUAUGGAGAACAUUACCUCCAAGGAGAUGUGAUAGCAAAUCUUCCAUCUGAAUUACCGGAUGAACCCUUCAAGAAUCUGUAAGGAACCUUUAUUUGGGGUCAGCACACUAGUUCAGGGAUGAAAGGUUUAUUAAAUGGUUACUUAAAUCACCAUAACUACUUCAGUGAUUUAAAGGGGUCAUGAUGCCUGGAAUCUAUGUGCAGCAUUUUGCUAUAACCUCUACUGCUGAAGGUGUAACUCCACCUCUGGCAGCACCAUUGGAGUGCCCUGAGCCAGACCAGAACUAGAGUUCCAGCUGUUAAACCUGUGCUAAUUAUGCAUGCUAGCGAGGCCAUUUUCUCCCCUCAGCACGCCCUCCCUAACCUCUGUUCCACUUUGGCGAGGGAGAGUGAUGUCAGCAGAGGAAGAUUGGGCUACAGUGUGAAAUUGGCUCUGGAAUAGAAAUAAGUUUGGAGAUAUUUUCAUUUUUUUUUCUUCAUUUUUUUGGUGGUGGACCCAUAUAGGAAGGGUUACUGUGACCAAAAACAGUGUUUUCUUGACCAAAAACACUGUUGUAUUGAUUGUAGUAACCCUUUAGUACACUGUAUUUACAAUAUACUGGACUUGAAAUAAGGUAAACCAGGCAAAUAUUGUAGGAAUGCCGCAGAAAGAGGAAAAUUGUGGUCCAGAGAUAAAGCCUUUUUCCCAUACUGAAUUUCUUGCCUACGUUUGGAUCAACAGCAUAAAAAGAUGUGUUCAAGGGUUGAACUGAAUGGUUUUAGUCUUUUUUUUCAGCCUAGACUACUAACAAUUUGAGAUAUAAAUUGACGAGUAUUUGUAAAAUAAGUAUGAGUAACACUAGUUAAAAUAGUUAAUCAGUAAUGUACAAACCUCGCUUGUCCUGAUGAAAGUCCACUUGAGGACUGAAACGUUAACAAGUAUGGUAUGGUAUUUAUUUAUUUAUUACUGGCAUUUAUAAAGUGCCAGCAAAUUCUGCAGCGCUGUACAAUUGGGAAAAAGACAAGGUAUGGUAUGGUAUGUAAAUAAAAAUGAUUUUGAUUUAUUGAACACAAGUAUCUGCUAUUAUAUACAGUAUCUCACAAAACUGAGAUCACCCCUCACAGUUUUGUAAGUAUUUUUUUUCAUAUCUUUUCAUGUGAAAACACUGAAGACAGUGUUUAGACAUUAAUGGCUGUGUGUUGAGUUUUUUUAAGGAGGCAGCAAAUUUAUGCUGUUAAACGGGCUGUACACUUCCUACUUUACAUUGUAGCAGAGUGUAAUUUCUUCAGUUUUGUCACAUGAAAAGAUAUAAUUAAAUAUUUACAAAAAUGUGAGGGGUGUACUCACUUUUGAGAGAUCCUGUAUAUCUCUUGAUUGGGUUAAUGGUAACCGAUUGAGUAGUACAUAUUGCUUUAUCUAUUAAUAACAUUAUAUUAUUGUCUUAUAAAGGAUAACAGACAUAUCUAUGAUUUAGGUCAUCUGUUUUCAAGGAACUGUACGAUAAGAUAACAGCCAAUGAUAGGAGAGCUCUGUAUGAAUGGAUGACUGAAAUUCUCCAAAAAAAUUACAUGAAUAAUGGUGAGUUUAGGGGACAUUGGGGGUUUUAUAAGCAUUGCUGUCUGGUCAAAUUUAUUGAUGUGGAGCAAUUAGCAGAACUAUUCCGUUCGUUUUCAUGGUGACUGUUUCACAUUUAUAAGUUUGAGAACGUAUCAAAAAAAUGAGACAAACUUAUAUCCACAGAUUUCAAUGGAUCCACAUCAUGGGUUACAGCUGAGAACCUCUGGAUUUUGGGCAGAUAUAUGGUUCAUCUUCCAGUUGACGAAAUCAGGAAAAUAAAUGUAAAUGAAGUGAGUAGAUCCAAAUAUUCAUUUUCUAAAGUAAGCAAAGAAGACAUCUCAGGAAAACAUAAAACUUCAUCACACGGGGAUUGUGUGAAACAAACGUAUAGUUUACGACAGUGAAGGCUUUCCAUAACAUUUCAGAAGAUUGCGAACUACAUAACUGAAAUGUAUUUUACAGACAUCUGGGUUGCAGAUUAGUCAACAUAACUGUAAUGUAAUAAUUAGCCAGAGCUAAUUAGCCAAAGCUUAUGUCUGCCUCCUCCAAUAUGGCAUUGAAUCGGAUGUGAGCAGAUGCAUGUGGAUCCUGCAAUGUCUGUGCAAAAGAAUAAAGUGAAAAAGGAUGUAACAUAAAACAUACAUGAAUUAAUGAAGCAGACAUCACGUAUAUGUUCUAUAUCCAAUAUGAACAUGAAUUGAAAAAAUAUAUGUCUGUUCAAAAAUAACUGUUUUUAGUGGUGGUUUGCCGGAUCCACUAUACUUAAGCAAUAUUAAUUGCUCUGGAAAAUGUGAUUUGACUGGGAAUAAUUGGUUAUAUUAGACAUUUUUUUCAAUUUGUUCUCUUUCUUUUUCUUUAUUAGUUUAAUUAGUAUUCAUUGGAUAAAAUGAGUUUCACAAGUUAUUUUUAGAGAAAUGUUUAUUCCGUAUUACCCCGCACUGUCUUUUUUCCUCAUUAUCCCAGGUGCAUAUCUGUAAAGCAUAAUAUAGCCCAUUACAUUGAUUGUAAUAUGUACACUGCACUUUAGAAUUUUACUCAAUGAUCUAUUUCCCCACUAGUCUAGUUUUGAUGAAUAAUUUGGAUAAGACCAUGAUAUGCAAUCUCUGACAUCCACUCCCCCCCCCCACUCCAGGGUUGCCAAAAAGUAGAUCCUCGGCUGUCCUACACCCCACAAUGCUAUACCAGCAGGGGAUCUACCAUGUGCCCUUUCCUUGCAGGGUUGUGUUUUUGAGCAGUAUCUGUGUGUUUGAGUGUAAGCAUGUUUUUUGCGUGGAGAGAGAGAGUGUGUAUGUGUGUGUGUGUUGCUCGUGUUUGAAUGCAGUUGCAUGUUUGUAUGUAUAGUUGACAUGCCAGAAUGAAUUUGUGUAUAGUAUAGUAUUGGUGUUUGAAAGCACUUGUGUGUUUGUGUCUACUGUGUACGUUUAAACACAGGGGUGUGUUUGUGUGUAGUGUUGGUGUUUGAAUGCUGGGAUAUAUGCACGGACACACACAAAUGCACACACUGACACACACAAUGGCAUAGAUAUACACGCACACAGACUUACACAGAUACACAUAUAUGUCACAAGUAAUAUAUUUUAGGACACCUUCCUGUUUUGGGUGCAGGGGUCUAGCUUCCCUGGGGUCCAAUGGAUGUGGGUUGCAGAAUGUGGGAAUGGAUCCAUGGGAGUCUCAGUCUUGCUCAGUCCCUCUCUCGCUCCUAUCUGUGCUUCUUUUUCUCCCUCUCCACUCGACUCUCUACAAGCUGGGAGGAUGUGACCUGAACUCCCUCCCUCUCAGGGGAACUAAUAAUCUGAUGCAGUCUCGUUCGGUACCCUAUGAAAGAGCUGUGGAACCUGACUGGUUCUCAGAUAAGUAAUGCCCAUUGGAUGGCCCUAAGUGUGAGGUCCUGGUGCAGCCUUUCAAAUGAAUGGGGGAACAUUGUGAAGACAUGUCUGAUGACAUUUGUUUCAUCCUCUGCUUUCCUAAUGAUCUAAUGGUUGUUAUGGGGCAACCAAAAAUAAUUGCUGUAAAGAUACAUUUGUACAGGGCUAGUUAGCUUGGUUUUACAUUAGUCAGUCUUGUUGGGUCAGAGUUCAAGUAUUUUAGUGGAGUCAGGGUAGUGCCUGUGGUGUAGACUUUUCCUGUGAAGUUAGAUUGUAAGGAGAAUUAUAUGAGACUUGUAGGAUUUCACUGCAAUGAAAAAGAAACUAACAGUUUUUCUAAAUAAUUCCAUUUAAAGAUACGAAUGUUUAUCAGCUACGAUAAUGCCACAAAACAGCUAGAUACUGUGUAUGAUAUAACACCAGACCUGGCAAAAGCUUUUUUGGAACUUAUAAACUCCUCAGGAUUCGAUAUGAGGAACAUUUCCACCAUAUACAGGUAAGGAAAACAUAUAAUCUUACAGAAAAUCUAAAUAAUCUUUUUAAAAAAUGUUUAUUUGCUAUUAUCUCGAAAAGUGGAUGAUACCUUCAAGAUAAGUGUUACGCCAAUCCCUUGUCAUGAUAUAUCAGUUUUGUGACUGUCAUUGUGAAAGUCUUGACAUGUUAUUGACUUGUCUGUGAAAAGGUUAAUUAAUUGUAUUCUUUUUAUAUAUAUAUAUAUAUAUAUAUAUAUAAUUCUUUAUUUUUGCAAUGACAGAUGAAUUAAAAAUACAUUUACUGUACAUAUGCUUAUGCAAGAGCCAAUGUAUGGUUCGACAUUGUGUGGUUGGUACAGAAGAAAAGCAAUAUACAUUUUAUGUCUCUGUUGCACUCAUGAUGUAGUUGCCAUCUGCCAGCGGUUUUUUGUUUAACAGGAGAAAGAGUGAGUACACACAUAACAAUAGGUAUCGAUAAAUUUAACUGUGGUUCUGUGUCAGUAGUUUGAAGAACAUGAACUUUAGGCCGGGGUACCGGUUGUCUCGGCCUAGUAGAGAAGAAGGGGGGGUGAGCAGGGAAGGUUUAGGGGUAGUGUCUUGGUCGGUGUGUUAUCGGUUUGUUUGUUGGUUAGUCUAGGUCAGUGUUUCCCAACCCAGUCCUCAAGGCACACCUACCAGUCCAGGAUUUAGGGAUUACCCAGUUGUGUCUAAGGUGUUUUUUUUCUUCUUUGUAAAACACCUUAGACACAACUGGGUAAUCCCUAAAUCCUGGACUGGUAGGUGUGCCUUGAGGACUGGGUUGGGAAACACUGGUCUAGGUGUUGUUGUCGUGUGUCGAUGUAAUUUUCCCACGUCUUGGAGAAUGUUUUAAUGGAGCCUCGCAAUUGGACGGUCAGCUUGUCCUUAAGGUGGAAUUCUUUAAUUUUAUUGAGUACUGCGGUCAUGGGAGGCAUGGUGGUUCGCAGCCAGGUUUGGGCCCAGGGCCCGUCUAGCUGCUAGGGUGAUUUUGUUGAUCAGCUGUUGUUCUGGUCUGGACCAGUUGUCAAAGGGUUUUUCUAACAGAAACAUCCAUGGGUUCAAUUUGACCGGUCUGGAUAGUAUUUGGGAUGCUAGUGUUUGGAUAUCUUUCCAGAAAACUCUAACCUUGGGACAGGACCACCACAUGUGGGUGUGGUACAAUUGCACCGGUGUGGUAUACCACCGGAACAUUGUUUUAUAAGAUUGUGUUUUCAUUGUAACGCAUAUAGAGGUUUUUGAGUUGGCCUCCCAGGUAUCCUGCCAGUCUAUACUCUCUAGUGUCUCUCCUAGUUUGGUUUCCCAUUUAUCAGUGUAGUGUAGGUUGCCCCAGUCUUUUGUGGUGGAACAGAGUUGGGAGUAUAGUUGGGUGAUCAUGCCCUGUUGGUACUUCUAUGUGUGGUAGUUGGUUUUGGCGGCAGUUUUCACUGUCGCCUGGGUAGCGUAAUUUCGGAGUUGGAGGUAUCUGAAGAAGUCAGAUGGGGUUAGGGUGGCUCUAGGUUGUAGCUCCGUGAAGGAGACCACAGAGUCGCCUAUGUAUAAUUGGUGGACUCUCUGGAGACCGGCGUGUUCGAGGCCUCUGAAGUCUCUUGGUCUCUUGCCCGGUAUGAAGGCUCUGUUGCGGUAUAUCAGGGUGAGGGUGAGGACAUGAGUUCAUAUUUUAGGGCGAACCUGUCCCACAACUGUAUGGAAUUGGUGAUGGAUGGGCAGGCUGUUCUUGGUAAUGCUCUCUGUUCCCUCGGGGUCCAUAUGUAGAAUUGUGGGAGAUCGGAUUUCAUAAGUAGUGACUCAAGGUCUACCCAUCGCCUAGUUUCUGGGGGGGGUAUGCCAUAGGGCUAUUUGUGUUAAUUGGGCCGCUAAGUAGUAGUAGUGUAAGUGAGGUAAUACCAAGCCUCCUCUUGUCUUGGAGCGGUAGAGUAUGUUGCGGGACACCCUGUGUCUUUUGUUCUGCCAGAUGAACCGGUCUAUUGCCUGUUGUAAGGGAGUGAGGUCUCGUUUUGUGAUGGGAAUGGGCAGGGCCUGGAACAGGAAUAAGAUUCUGGGUAGAAUAUUCAUUUUAACAGAGUGUAUUCUCCCGAUCCAGGAGAUGGGCUUAUCUGCCCAGGUCUCCAUGUCCAUUAUGAGUGUGUUAAUCAUGGGCGUGUAAUUUAGUUUAUGUAAGGUAGAGGGAUCCCCUGAUAGUUUAAUGCCUAGAUACGUGAGAGAUGUAGGCGAAAUGUGUAGGUGGUGGAAUUAAUUGUAUUAUUUUGUAAAAGGAUUUGCAAUUUUUCUAGUUUAUCACCUUGUCUUCAUAUAGAAUGUAUAGGCCAAAAUAUUUUUUAGUCACCAUAUUCCCAGAAAAUUGUAGCCCCAUGGAACUUAAGCAGCAUAAGUGGAAUAGGGCCUUGACAGGGGUUGGAGAACAGGGGGUUGGAGAACACGUGGUGUGCUUUGAAGUUUGACUGGGGGAGCGGCCUAAUAUAAAUAGGCCGGCCAUUUUAGCUCCUGUCACCAUUAACUUCCCAAAAAAUGAAAAUCCAGCGCACUUCCUUAUCUGCUAAACAGCUAUUUUGCUAGUUUUAUCAAAAACACCUAAUCUAGGCAAAAAAAACAAUGGCCUGCCACAAUGUAAAUGUACUCCAUAUUUGGCAGGUCCUACUCUAACAGUCAACUGUCUACUUUGUAAGCCAUCAAAUUGACUUUUCAAAAAAACUUUUCAUGAAAAAUUCAGUUGAAACCACGACAGGAAUAAUAUUUACAUAUCCCUCUUGAGGAAGUAUCUAGAGAGGUUUGGCUUGGGGACACUACCAGAGCACAUUUAGAUUGUAUGAGCUAACAGUUAUUUAUAUAGUUAGGAUAUUUAUUGAAAUUUUUAAAAAUGCAUCUAAUAUACAUAAACUAAGGUUCAGUGGCGUUUACAGCUCGAACACAAAUUACUGUGAGUUUUAUUGUGUUGGAACGCUGUGAUAUACUCAUACACACCGCAAAUGACUGUGAAUUUUAUAGAUGUGGAGCUUUGUGGUAGACUCACGCUGCACAUUAAUAUGAGUAAUAGUCCUGUGGAGCUCUGUGAUACACGCACAUGCUCAGGUGACACUUAAUCAUGCUGCCCAUAUCUCUAAAGCAAGUUUGCAUUUAACCUCCAUAUACCAUAUCACCUGCCCAUAUCCAAGUGGACACUAAUCUGCUAAUAAUUUUAGAACAUGGGGGCUUCUCACAUCAUGACCUAAUAACAGUCUGAGGAAGUGUAUGUUUUUAAUGCUGUAUGGAAUCGUACAGGACUGGUGCAUGUUCACCGUAGUAAAAGUGUAAUUUGGAAUUACAAACGAGGUGCAUCUCUUUGUUCUCAUUAUAUUGCAAGGUCACGUAUGCCAUGAAGUGCUUACAUGUUUCUUGCUUUCUGGAGCACUAACUUAUGUGUUGUCUGGGUGCCUAUUGUUUUGGUUUGUUUGAUGAUUGUUAUCUCAGAUAUCCUGACCUUGGCUUGUUACACCAUGUUCCAUUUCACUGCUGUCUGCUCCGGCCUGUUCCGUCACUACACUGAUCUCCAGUUUCUUUUUUCUUUUUCAUUUCUUUUUUUUUCUUCUCGAUCUAUUCUCAGGUUUCUUGCCUCCUCUUUUUUUUUUGCCUGUCUGGCAGUUUCUCUGUAAUCCCAGUAAUUCUAAGGACUGACAAUGCACUUUCUCUCCUAUUUUUCUUUUUUGAUGAUAUAUGUAUCUUUACAUCUAAAAAGUAUCUUACUACGUUUCCAUGGAAAGUAACAGUCAGCAUUUUGCUAUGCUAAUUUCACCAAAUGCAGAAUUCUCUGAAAAACUGACCCGUAGCCUGUAAGUUGUUAAAGAACCUUCAAUAGUUAAGGAUUUAGGGAUGACCCAAUUGCCUUCAAAAAGGGUGCAUUAUGGACACCUGAUGGUGCUUGAGUCAUAAUUUGAGAAAUACUACCUGAUAUAUAAUUAUUGAUUUCAUAAAAUAUUUUUUUUUAGCUCUAACUAAUUUAUUUUCCCUGAAAAUCCUAGGCUUGGAUUGUUGGUUUGCUUCUACGAUGAUGUACUAGAUCUCGAUCCAACAGUGGCCAGAGCAUUGCUGCACCAAAUGAUCAAGUGCAACCAGCUGAGGAGCUAUCAUGCUGAUGUACAAAAGGUGACAUUUCUUCUUUACCUCGAUUUACUCUUCUGUGUAUAAAAACAGCACAUCAUGCAGGCACAGCAAUUUCACACCAUUUGGCUAAGUCCACUGUUUCAGAACCUUAUAUCUACAAGGUGAAAUCCAGUCCUUCUCAAACUUGAGUCCUGGACCACUUUACUCCUGGUCUAACUGUAGGGUGUUUGUUGAGGUGGUUAGAAGAUUAGGGUCAAAGUAGGACUUAAAGGACCACUAUAGGCACCCAGACAAUUUCAGCUCAAUGAAGUGGUCUGGGUGCCAGGUCCAUCUAGGGUUAACCCUGCAGCUGUAAACAUAGCGGUUUCAGAGAAACCGCUAUGUUUACAUUAGGGUUAAUCCAGCCUCCAGUGGCUGUCUCAUUGACAGCCGCUAGAGGCGCUUCCGCGCUUCUCACUGUGAAAAUCACAGUGAGAAGACGCCAGCGUCCAUAGGAAAGCAUUAAAAAUGGACUGACUGAAUGCGCGCACGGCUCUUGCCGCACAUGUGCAUUCAGCCGAUGACGUCAGAAGAGGGAGGAGAGUCCCCAGCGCCGAGGGAGCCCGGCGUUGGAGAAAGGUAAGCAUUUAACCCCUUCCUCCCCCUAGAGCCCGGCGGGAGUUGGACCUUGAGGGUGGUGGGGGGGGGGGACCUAAAGACCCUAUAGAGCCAGGAAAACAAGUUUGUUUUCCUGGCACUAUAGUGGUCUUUAACAAUAUCCAUGCUUCUACAUCCUAGUGUAUAUAUGGAGAGUGACACAUAAACAGGGGAAUGUCGCCCUGUCCUACAAUAUAGGGGGAGGUCUCACAGUUUUUUGAUAAAGGGGUUGGGGUACUAAGUAAUAAAUAAUAUAAAGAUAUAUUCCUGUAAAAUAUGCACAUUUAUAUGGUUCACAUAUUCAGCAAGACAUUUCUUCAUAAUCAUUCAAUUUGAAUAAUUGCAUUAAUAAUUUACUAACUAAUAAUUUACUUAAUUUAUUGUGCUGUUUAUUUUGUGCCAUUUUGACUCAGCCAUCUUGAUUUCUGUGCAUGUUGCCAGUCUGUAAUACUAUUGGCAGGGAAAGUGAUAGGGCAGAUAAAUAGUAAUAUUUCUCAGCUAGGGGUUAUAGUGAUUUCAAAGAGAUCCAGUCUGGAAGAAAUUGCUUGUUCAUUUAUUGUUAAUACCUGGUUAAUAAAAUCUCUUAAUUUCAGAAUAACCAUGCUUCAAAUCCAGGUGUGUGGGCCUCAGUAAAUGGCAGCCUCCUGGGUUAACAAAAAAAAAGCUUAUAAUAUAGUAAAUUGACUUCUCAAGGUACAACCAAUGCCAGUGAUGGCUAAACGUUACUGAAGUACAUUUCCCAUGAUGCCUAGCAGGUGGCCAAAGGUCAUGAAAACUAUAGUUGUAGAAGAAACUAGCAGAAUCUUCAAUAUAAAGACGAGCCAUUCCUACCCUAUUAAUUUUACUGCAAGAUAAAUAUUUAAUUAUAGUGAAUGAUAAAAUACUGCAGUACUUUAUCAUGUAUUCUAGAAAUCUGUCUGAAUACACGAAAAAAGGUAAAAAGGACAAGCACUACUGUGUACAUGUUGCAGGCUGUAGGAAAGUAACACAGAACGAUGGGAUGGUUUCCCUGUGACAGUACCAGCAGUAAUGGAAAAUUGAUGACACCAUGGACUUAGAUUCCAUAUUCCACAUAAAAGACCACCAGGUAGGGCUGCAAUUACCACCUUAUUGCAUCCUAUAGGACUCUGGUCUGGUUAUAAAUAAAAUGUUAUAUGUAUGCAAGUAAAUCUUUAUUUCAUUCUCUGACAAACACAUCACAUAAAUUGUCCUAUAAUAGAUCUUAAAACACAAGAACAUUCAGUCUGUUCCUUAUGAUUCCUCGAUAAUGAUCCCCUGGAUGGAGUUCUUUUACGUUCCUCUGAGGCAGCGUUUCCCAAUUGGGCCUCUGCCGUGAAUUGCCCAAUCCAAGAUGGCCGUUGUUCCCUGCUGUUCCCGGAAGGUCGGAAACAGCAGAGAUUGCGCGGUCGCGAUCUUUAAAACCCCUUCAGCCACUUACCUUAAUCCGUGCUCCCUCGGUGUUGGUGACCUCUCCUCCCCCGCCGACGUCAGCUCCCCCGUCUGACAUCAUUUUAUAUAUGUAAUUUUUUAUUUCAUUUUUUCUGCCUACUAUCAGUAGAAAUCUGUGAUAUACCAAAACAAUUUAAUUCUAAGAGCUGUUAACAAAACAGCGUCCUUUGGCGAAAUCUGUAGUAAAGUCUUCUCAGCAUCCUUUGCAGUCAGGUAGUGAGAUCUGUAUUUUUUGGGGUUAGAGAAGUGUUUUUUUUUUUUUACCAGUGAACAACCAUGAAUUUGGACAAUUGGUUAAAACAAGGAACUAUCAAGAGAAAAAGUAUCACUACUUCUAAUUGUUCGACAAUUUUAGAAACUGAGAAAGACGAUACAACAAGGAAACAAGUCCAAAAUAGUUGAAUCUACUGUUCCUCAAAUAGCAGAGACAAGUGACAAGUCAAAGAAAAAAAGUACAGAAUGCUACACAAUCUUCUUCUCAAAGAAAGAAAAGAAAAUAUGAUGAAAGCUACUUAAAAUUUGGAUUAUGAAGUGCCAGAAAUAAAAAUAUACCUCAAGCACAAUGCUCAGUUUGCAAGAAAAUAUUGCCAAACAGUUCAUUAGCAACUGCUAAAUUACGUCGUCAUUUUUGAGCAAAACCACCCAGAGUACAAAGAUAAAGACAUUGCCUUUUUCAGGAGUAUCAUAAAACUAAACAGUUUAUGAGCAAAAUAUUUGAAAAUGAUAAUAAAAAAGCCACUUAUUAAAAGGUUUGUGCUACGACGCAAAUUAUUUUUCGAUGUUGGUACUGUGUCAAAUGGUUCCAGGGGAAAAAUUCAUUAGGAACCCCUGCUCUAAAUGAAUUGGGAACCCCUGAAAUUAACCUGUAAAUAUGUUUAAUCCCCCUGCUAGUAACUCAAGUAUGCAACUUUUUAUCAUUCCUUUUGUAUAACGAGUUAUCUUCAAAUUAUCUAAGUGGAACCCUUUAUUUUUUUGCAGAUGAAGUCUCAGUUUCUCCAGAUUGCUAUGUUAAACCAGACUUUGAACGAGAGUCUGGGAUCUCUAUCUGAUGCUGUCGUUAGUCUGACACUGUCGCAGCUGGAGGCUCUGUCACCAGAGGCUGUGCAGGGAGCAAUCCUGACUCUCCAGCAGGUCUCUGGCUGGACUAAAAGUCAGAUUAUGGUACUGACCGGGAAAUAUAUAAAUUCUGACAAGGUAAGACAUCCCCCUGGUCAGUUCAACCACUACAAUUCCCAGGAUUUUCUGGUAUCAUUAACACCCCACAUCUAAAAACAUAUGGGGGGCUCAAGGUUACAAAGUCAAAAAAAAUUAAUUGAAAUUUCAUUUGUUUUGUUUUCAUUUCUCAAAGUUUUGUUCUGAGAAGAAAAUGAAUGUAACAUGAUACAUAUUAUUCAUGGAAUGUAUUGGAUCUCUCUGCCCUAGGUGUUAACCUUUUCCAAUAUCAGUCACCUUGGAGAACUGGUGUCAGGUAUAAGUGCUCAGUCAUUUUAUGACAUGAAUCCACGGGAGCUUUCGAUGGCUCUGAAAGUCGGACUUUCUCAACAUGCCUCUGGUCUUUCUCCGGCACAACAGGAAAGCAUCCUAAGCCGGGUAAUUCAUGAAUUUAUUGUGUGGUUUAUACACAUUUUAUACAUUAGAAUUAUGCUAUAAGUCCUCUUCAUCUUGUAAGUCCAAUUGUACAAACCAUGUCCUUACCACAUCCUUCUAGGGUAGUUAGCUGUCCUCCAAAAAAUGCUGGACAAUGAGUGAAUAAUAAUGGAGGUAGGCAUCCAUCCCUCAACUAUAUUGCCCCUUUCUUCCAUCUCAUUUCUCAGUUAUCCCACCUUAUCAUUGUUCCUUCUAUUGUACCCUGACAGUGUAGUUAUAUGCUGACUGCUGUGUGGGAGCUGCAUUGAUCCAUGCUUCUCUCGACAUAGAUUGCUGUCACUACCCCAUUGAAAUGCAAAGUUCAAAUAGAAUUAGAAGGUGGGAUUGGACAUCGUCACAAUUUAGAUCUUCAUGCACCAGGUUGGACAAGUAACAGCAACCAACGAUGAGAGAAGCACCGGAUCAAUGCAGGUUCCACCAAGCACACACCAAUAAUAGAGCCACAUUGCUACUGUAAAUGACCUCUUCAGUACUGCAUAGCCUUGUUACCCCUUAUAGUCAUGCCCACAGGUUGGUCUGCUGCCACUGACAGCAGGUUAAGAAGAAAAUACCAGAUAUUUUAUAUUACAUUUUACAACAGAUUUUACCAAACAGCCAAAUCAAACAUUGGACUUGACUAGUGGCAACCCUAUCUCCUUCUCCUUCCAGUUUUAUAUUUCACAGUUUAAGUUUCUUUCUUGCCAUGUGAUUACCUCCACCACUUUUCUACUCUAACUUCUCGGUCUUUUAUUUGUUCUCAGUAUGAUAACUCUGUCACCCAUCAGCUGCAUCUUCUCUGGAAUUUGGCCCUAAUGCCAAAGUAACUUCUGUCUGUUCGUUUUUGGGGUUUUUUCCCCCCGCUAAGUCUAUGUUUAUUAAAGUUCUUUUUUUUUUUACGUUACAUCAGUUUUAUUUUUAUUGUUACAGAAAAGAGAGCUCAAAUUGCACUCUAGGCACCAUAGACAGGUUUGUUAAACUGUUUGGAAGUGGCCACCAGAGACUGUGCUCUUCUUGACCAUAUUAAUAUUGCAAAAUAACUUUUCCAAUAUUACCAAUAUUGAUUCCGUCCAACCUUGUCACUAAGUCAAGUUACAGAAAAAAAACUAUUUGUGGCCUAAAUUCUGCAAUUGAUUUGUCUAUUCAUCACUAUUUAGUGAAUAGACUGACACAAAAAUAUAUAUAUUUAUCAAGCCAAAAUGCAUUUUAUUUGGUCUGUUAACCAUUUAGACAUUUCAUUGAAGAAAGGCUUAACAUGGUAAAAAAACCAAAGCACUAGUUUAAACAAAACGAGAUAAAGGCUACAAUAAUGAAAUUUAGUGACACAGAGAGACAUUAAAUGCUGUGUGGGAAAACAUAGGACAUGUUAUCUAUUAUAGUACUCAAUUUCAUAUUUAUGGAUAAACUUUUAAAAUAUUUUUUCAAAAUAUUAAAAUAUCAAAAACUAUAUCUUUUUCAUCAAAGUCUCAAAGUUCAUAUUUAAAGCACCUAAUAUAUACAGGGAUAUUUACUAAAGUAAGAAUUGAAAGUUAAUUCAAAGUAAACUUCAAAUGUAUAAAAAAUAUAUUUAAAAAAAAUAUUUAAUGUUAUAAAUGUAAAACAUUUUUCGAAAUAUUAAAUCACUGUAAAAGUGUACCCAUAAAUAUUAGAUCGAGACCUUAAUAUGUUGUGCAGACCUUUGGCAUUUAAAUUGUUAAUGGAGUUUAGCUCCAAACAAGAAUACAAAGUACUUAUACUGUUAUUUUAUAAUGUAUGUUUAUAUAAUUGUAAUAGUAAUAUACAUUGUAUAACUUAUUUGUUAUAAAUGGGUGUAGCGCCUUGAAAUUUUCUCAGUUGAUAUAUGGAAACAGAAGAAGGGUACAAUGGAGGAGUAUAGUGUAGUAUUUCAUAUGCGAAGGAAUAAGGAGAAAGAGGUGCACUAACCAUGUUUACCCGUUAGCUCCACUUUUUUGCUGUAAACACGGUCUUUUCAGAGAAAAUGCAGUGUUUACAUUACAGCCUAGUGAUAGCUCCACUGGCCACUCCUCAUAUGGCUGUUAGAGAUCCUUCCUGGGUCAUGGCAGCCUAAAAUGCAUCCAAACAUUCAGUGUCUCCUCCGUCUGCAUGCAGACACUGAACUUUCCUCGUACAGAUUCAUUGAUUCAAUUCAUCUCUAUGUGGAGCUGCUGAUUGGCCAGGGCUGUGUUUGAAUUGUGCUGGCUCCGCCCUUGAUCUGCCUCUUUGUCAGUCUCAGCCAAUCCUAUGGGGAAGCAUUGUGAUUGGAUCAGGCUACCACUUCUGAUGAUGUCAGCAGACUGCUUGUUUUUCUGAGUCACACAGCAUGCAGAGUUACAGCUUCAGGCUUGAAUACAGUAAGAUUUUUCUAUAUUUAUGGAGGCACGAGGGGCCCAGGGGGACUAGAUGGUGGUUUUAAAACUAUAGGGUGAGGAAUACAUGUUUGUGUUCCUGACCCUAUAGUAAUCCUUUAAGGAUGUGCAGGGUAUGUCUUGAUCCAAAUGGGAGAUCCAGGAGGUAGGUAACAGAAACAGAAUAAGUACUAUAUAGUGUCGUAUAUAUAUAUAUAAACAGAAUAUGAACCAUAUACUGUAGUAUGUACAUAAACAGAAUAAGUACCAUACACAGGUAGUGUAUUAUGUACAUACUACACUUUAUGGUUCUGUUACAUAUCUCCUGGAUCACCCAAGUGCACCUCAUUCUCCAUAUUCCUUCUCAUACAACAUACUACACUGUAUAUCCCUCCAUUGUCCCCUAAUUCUUGUUCAGUACCCUCUAAGCACUAAACCUUCUUGGGUGCAUUUAUUGUAUAACGUAUGUUUUAUAUUUAAUUUGCAUAUUCUAUAUUUCCGGUUUAUAGAACAAUUAUGUAGAUUGUAACUCACAUUAUGAUAGUCAGAUUCUCCCCUCCACCUUUAAUUAGGUGCUGUCAUCGGGAGAUUUGCAGACAGUUGUAUCAGACAUGAACGGUGCAUUCUUUAGAGAAGUCCCUCUGUCACAAUUAUUAGCACAACAGGACCUGAAUGUUGCAGUACUAAAGGAGAAAGAAAUGAGAACGAGUCAGGUAAUUAUGUCUUCCGACCUUUGGCAUCCAGUGCUCAUUCAAGGUGAGAUUAAAGCCAGAAUAGAAAAUGACCUGAUCUGAUUUCUACGAAAAUUUGCAUGAGACACCUCUGGGCUGAGCCUCAGAAAGGAUCCUAUAUUAUUUUCAGUGGAGAAAGACCAUAUUUGACACUCCUAAAGCAUGGUUGAAAUUUUUCUUCAUGCAUUUGAGAAACUAUAACCGAUUUCUCUUACAUUAAAUAGCAUCGUAAAUAAUCUAGUUAUAAAGGAAAAAGACUUCACAUUUGCAGAAUAGAAUAUCUUUAAAAAUACACACAUGGAUUGUAAGUUUGGGGGAGCCAUUUUCUUGUGCCUUUCACUUGCUGAGCAGGAAGCUGCUAUCAUACAGGAAGUGAAAAGCCAGUAAGAUGAAUUUCGCAGGACUAAUACUUACAGUACUUUAAAUUAUUAUUAUUAUUAUUAUUAUACAUGAUCCCCUGUUACUCCUGCCCACUCCACGUUAAGACUCUGCAAAGGGUUCCAAUUGUCAAGUCAAAUUCAGAAUGUAAACUACCUAGCCAGCUUCAUUUUAAUUUUAUCUAAUUCCGAAUGACCCAAUGACACAAUACAAUAACAGUUUUAGCAGACUGCCCAGACUGUUGUCACUCAAGAAUACUUUACCCAGGUGUCUAUGAGGAGCAGCCCAAUCUUCCAAAGAAACUGCUGUUCCUCUCUCUCAUUUUUGAGUUCACUCAUCUCUUUUUUAUCAAAGUUUCAAAGUUAAUUCAAAGUGAAUUUCAAAUGAAUUGGUAAGAUAGCCAGCUGGAAACAAUCUCUAAGCUAGCUAGGCUUAAUUUGGCAACUUGGGUUUUAAAAAUGUAAUUCACUUUGAAUUCUCAUUUUAACGAAUGAUUCUGAGAUUCUUGAUACAUGUUUUUGAAGGGCUUUAUUUAGAUAGUCUAGUCUUUGGAUCCUGCUCUCUCUGGUGGUACUGGUCAUCAGAAGGACUAGUCUUGUAUUUGUCAGUUUUCAGGUAAAGACUGUAGUGAGGUUAGUUCAUUAUUUGCGAUCCUGUGUGUUUGUUGUAAUUAUAUAUUUCACAGUUCUUUGUGUUUCAAACUAACCCAUGGCGCACUAACAUAACUUAGAAUUCAUCCAUAUCCAUCGUGAGAAUAUAUUACAAGGCACUAUUUUAUUAUCAAAUGUACAAAACAAUCACAUAUGGAUCCUUAUGUUCACAUUACAUCGUAUAGACACCCGCAGUUAAGAUAUUCAGUAAAUCUAGCACAAUGUCUGACCUUAUGGAAAAUAAAAUGUGCAGUGUAAACACAACGUGAUGCAACAAAAAAACUAAGUGAGCCUAACGAUAUACAAGAAUUUCAAAUAUACAAUUUAAGUCUGAUUUCAAUGAAAAACUGAAAAAAAACACAUUUCUCACAAAUUAGUCCAUGUAUGACAUUUAAAUUCUAUCAAGAACAAAUUUGAGACAAAACUAACUUUAUUGGUUGGUGCACACCGUUUUGUAGUACAACAGGGACUGGGGAGACUACAAAUAGAAAGAUGAAUUUGAAACUUGGUACCAAUUACCUUGAGACAACUCUUCCAGUACACAUUGGAGGCCAGUGGGUGACAAUAGUAAUCUGGAGUAUAUUUAGCCAGUUUCGACUAGCUGCUCUUCUUCUCUGGGCUUGGAUCUUAUUUGUAGAAAAUAUUACUCAACUGUGUCUUCUGCCUGGCCACAGAACCAUCAAACAUCUAUAGAUAGAAAAUUAUUUGGGGUUUAAUUGGUGAAGAGUGUAAGUAAUGCUGAUAAUAGUAAACAUGUUUUCUUACGUUCAUUUCUGUUUUAGGCCCUUCUCCUGUAUGAAUUAAUGUCUCAUAAGACAUCACUGGUUGACCUAUUAAGGUAUAGUAUCUCUGUAUACUGUUUUACAAAGAAAGAACUAGAGAUCUAGUCAUUAAAAUAAUUUGCCUUGAUAACUUUGAAAACUGGAAAGAAAAUGAAACCAUUUGCUAAGCUGGUGAUUUUUUUUCUAAAUCAAUACACUGUCUACAAUCAAAAAUAAAUAAAUCAAUGCUAUCCAACUUCUUUGGUGUAGAAGGCCAAAUUUUGUGUGUAUAUUUAUGUAUAAGAAAAUGGUGAUAGGAAUAUAUCUGUUUAUGUAUGUACUUUCUUCUUUAAAUAGCUCACCGUAAUAUCCUACUAUAUCACCCAAAAAUAUUAAUAGGCAAUUUGACGUAAUUUAUAAAAAAUAUAUAUUUAUUCAAUGCAAACUGCAGUACUUACGUGAAAAACACUUAACAGAUGGUACAGCUUAACACUAUCACAGAGAGAGAGAUCUUUGAUGGAGAGUAUGUGUCUUUGUCCAGAAAGUCAGAGGAACAGAGUGUGGGCUUUAUUUACUGUUCUUUUAUAGACAUGACUGUAAUUAUAUCAGAAAUCUUUGCAAAAACGUUGACCAUAUAAGGACACAUAGUAAGACCCUCACUCAUCUUACUAUAUUAUACACCCACAUUCCAGAUUUCUCAUGGUACAGAAUAGCAAAUUACCAUCUGUUCUUUUUAACCCAUUAGACAUCCAUACCUAACGUGAACAUGGAUAGGAAAAUAGAAUAUGUAAUAUUCUGCAUUGUGUUGUGCAUUGUGUAAUACUGUGGCCAGCCUAAGGUACACCUUUGCAAUAUUCAUGCUGUCUAAUCAGCAUCUUGAUAUGCCACACCUGUGAGGUGGAUGGAUUAUCUCGGCAAAGGAGAAGUGCUCACUAACACAGAUUUAGACAGAUUUGUCAACAAUAUUUAUUUGAGAGAACUAGGCCUUUUGUGUACAUAGAAAAAGUCUUAGAUCUUUGAGUUCAGAUCAUGAAAAAUGGGGCAAAAAAAAAAGUGUUGCUUUAUAAUUUUUUUCGGUGUAUUUUUUAUGUCUUAUUUCACAUACAAACUCAUAUUACAGCCCUACAUCUUCCUAAGUCCACCUUUUAGAUUAUAUCCACGAACCCUGCUCAGUCCUACAUCUCAAACUCUCAUAUUGCAAUCACCAGAUUUACUGCUCCUACUCAGUUUCAUCUAAACUUCUCCUGACAAAUUAAUUUUCCCUAUUCACCUCCAGCUUCCCUCUCCUUCUUCACUCAUCCGCACUUUCUCAUGAUAUCUCUCCAUCCAAUAACCAUCUUUCUGCUCUACUCUCCAUUUAAUCUGCUUUACUUCCUGGUGGCCCAUCUCCACUCCUUGACCAAUCUUCUUCCUCCCUCAUUCUAUCUACUCCUCUCCAUAUCUUUCAUCUUUUUUUCUUCCUAUUGCAUCUCUCUUAUUUCAUAACAUCUACACUUGUUUACACCUAUUCUCGGCCUUGUUUAUUACUUAUUUAUUUCCUCAUUCAAUCUAUCUGCAAUGCCAUUCCCUCACUCAUAUUACCUCACCUUACUACAUUAGUUAUUAUCAUCCAUAAUCAUUCUGCUCUUCUUAUCCAGCUUCCCUUAAUCCCUUCUUAUUUUAUUCCAUGCUAAUUAACUAGAUUUUUUGAUUAUUUUGAUCUCUCUUCCUUAUUUUUUCACUUAAUCCUCAUACAAUCUACCCCUUCCCUUGUACAUCCCUUCAACAAUUCCCCAUCCCAAGCUCCAUCUUUUUUCUGUUUUCUAUUUUUGGUGCCAACCGUCUGACUAGCUCAAUCAGUAGCUGCGUUACAGCACCAAUGACACGAGACUGCUAAACCAUGGCUACCACCAAUAAAAUUGAAAGAAUACUUAGCAGGUGUCCUCCUGAUAUGGAGCUGCACCACAACGCUCUCUGUGUUGGCCUCGUGAAAUUAUAUGAUGUAAAAUCCAUUUAGUUAUGUUGGGGCUAUCACGACAUACAUCUGCUUACUAGCUAGAGUACUAUAUACAUCUCUAAAACAAACUGGAAAACUGUAGUGUGAUAUAGGGGCUUAUUGUGAUUUUAUGUUAUUAAGAUAGCCGCUGAAAAAACACUCUCUGAGUACUCCAAAACCCACCGUUACAGAAAACUAGAUACUAAACACUCAAUGUUUUGGCGAUGUUCCACCUAACAACAUAAAGUGCGAGUGCAGCCCUUAAAUCAAUAGGGACUUACCCCUUAAUGUAAUAUUCAAAUAGCUGAACAUAAAAUGAAGAAAAUAGAAGAGAUAUAUAGUGUGAUAUUGUAUAAACCACCAAAAAAGGUGAGUGAAAAUGAACUCACAUAUAUUAGAGCCUUUUCUGGGUAUUGGCUCUAAACACACAGGUAUUUGUGCCUUAAGGUGGCAUACACAACCUCUCUUCAGUGUAUCAGACACUCCCAAUGGAUUAUGUCAGGAAAUAAACACAAAACAGGAAAAACGUCUUGGUACAGUAUUUGAUAUAUAAGUGGAUAAAGGUGGUAACAAAAUGUUUACCUCAUUAGGUUAGUAUAGUUAUAGUACAGGCAAAAUACCUUGUAUGUUGACCCAAUCCAGUUACAGUUAUGGUUAGUUCUUAUUUUCCUGAGCUUUUCAGCCUAUUAUCCAUUGUACUAAAUUCUCAAUAAAUCUCACAUUCAUAUUGGCUCAGUACACUUCAUAUACCAGUACCAAAACUGUAAUAGCCUGACCAAUUAUGCCACUUAAGUACUUAAUACUAAUUUUGUUCUCUCCCUACAUUUACAUUCCCCCUCCCCUGCUUCUCUUUUACUUACUAUAUAAAGCAGUGUACUAUUCAAUCCUAACUCUCACAACAACUAAUCAUAUAAAUUUGUGCUCGUGUUAACAAAACAAAAUUUGUUAUACCCCCCCUUAAGGUGCCAAUAUACAUUUUAAUUAUAUUUAGUUCCUAAAUUCCUUGGCAUUUCUGCCUCAACGCCAUUGUACUAAAUUCUAAAUAGCCUGUCCUCCAGACAGGUUUAAGUGUAUAAGAGAUUAUUAACUGCGGUCACUAUGAAAACCACAAAAUUCUAAUAGACUGAACACAAUAGUGUUGUUUAAGUGUAUCAUCCUAUUCCUAAAGAUGUUAUAGAGUGAUCUAUAAAAUUGUUUGACAUACCCACAUUCCUUUAAGUAGCUAUCUACUAAAUAUUUAAUUACAAUUAAUUCUCUUGUGAACCAAUUCCUAAUAUUGCUAUCUUUUCCAAAGUGACUAUUUACUUGAUAUCUAAAACCAUUUCCUGGUAUAUCUUAACACUUCAACCCAGAGUCAUAUACAUUUGUACAGGUGUUAGAGAGAGAGAGAGAGAGAAAGGGAAAAAAGGAAGAGAGGGGAAAAAUAAAAGAUUUCCAUAUCAAUCACAUUUUGCAUCCAUACAGCAAGUUUUUCUGGAGAGUCAAAAUGUUCCAUUCUGCCAUUUCAGUUGACUCUCAAUGAAGUGUGGAAAUCCCAUCUAUAGCUGAUAUUUUUUUGUCUCAAAAUAAUCAAGUUUGCGUUAAAGCUUUUUCUCCAAACUCUCGUGAGAUAUGAGAGAUCUUGAAAAAUGCUUAAGUUCUUGAACCUAUCAACCAAGAAUAGGCUUAUUUCUCAUCGCAGCCAUGAUUCUUUCCUUGGUUUGAUAGGAAUUAAUUUUCACAAUUACAUCUCGUGAGGGUGAAUCAGGAACAUUUUGAGGCUUGGGCAAUCGGCGACAUUGAUCAAUUAAAUAAUCAUGUGGUUCUCCAUCAGGGAUUUGGUUUUUAAAGAAUUCCAAAAGGAAGCCUUGUAGCUUAUCAUUUGGAAUUGCUUCUGGAAUAUUGCGAAUUCCAAUGGUCCAGAUCAGGUGGAAUCAAGGAUGGAAGGCCAGGGCCUGCUAGUCAAUUCCCGCAGCUCACUCCACUCGGCAUCCCGUAUCCCCACCUCACGACGUCAACGUCUCACACGUCAUUCAUCCGUCAGCAGAUUCCCAAAGGCCAUCUGUGAAAACCCUUUUUUUUUUUUUUUUAUAAUUCUUUAUUUUUGCUUUGACAGACAUUACAGCUUGUAAGCAUUAUUGGGGCUUGUGUAUAAGCCUAACAGCAAGAGGUACAAUGGCAUUUCAGUGAUACUGGAAAAAGCUAAUCGUUUGGUUAGGUAUACAUUUGUUGUGCGGAAGCUCUUGCUUUCUUCGUUGUUGACUGAAGCUGCAGUCCAUCAGUGUUUUUCCAUUUUUGUAAACGCAAUCAACUUUAAAACCUGGAAACACCCUAUUUGGUGUUUUCUUAAGGUAACUCGAACUUCUAAAACUUAGUGUCAUGACCUGUUAUUCUAUUUGUCUCAUAGUUAUUGUUGUUCUCCCUCCCCACUCCGCCCCCCGAUCCCCCCUCGCCCCCAUACUAUGGGCACCUGAGUGUAGCAUUACUUUUCUUGCGUGGGCCGUGUUUGUGAUGACUAUUCAUUAUCUGAUCCUUUACACUUUGCCCUGUCCGUUGUUGGGACUUUGGGCCCUCGCUGCGUCUCCCUCCCACAAUGCCUUUACCCUUUGUCGUGACUGUAAGUCCUCUUUGUGAAGAGCGUGUUAGAUACCUAGUAAUUUGCUCUUGCAAGCCCCCCUGGUCACAUAUUUGUUAUAAUACUUUGGGCUUGUGUGUUAGACGAUCCCCACCGUGCAGCUGCCGCCAUCCCGCCCCCCCUCAUCCUAUUUAUUUAUUAAUUUUCCGUGUAUAGUUGCCCUCUUCUGUGGAGAGAAGGCAGGAAGAGAGGAGGACGGGAUUAGUUUGGGUAUCAGGGAAGGGCGGGGAGGCAGCGGCCAUAAAAAAAAAAGGGGGGGGACCCGCCGGGCGCGCCCGCUGCGUAUGUGUGUGGUGGUGGGUGCCGCUUUGGUUGGCUUUAGCGUCUCAUGGUGUGCGUGCCAUUCUUUCUUUAUAUUCCUCCUACAGUUGCCACACCUUUGAAAAAGUGCCCAUGGUGUUCCGUACCUGCGCUGUCAAUUUGUCCAUGGUGAAAUUGUCCUGUAUUUUGUGGAUGACUUUGCUCAUAGGGGGCAUGUCGGGGCUUAGCCAUUGUUGGGUCAGUGCUCUUCUGGCUGCUAGGGUCAGUUUGUUAACUAGUUUCUGUUCUUUUGUCGUCAGGUCAUCCUGUGGUUUGGCUAAUAAAAAUGUCCAUGGGUCUCUGUGUAUUGGUCUCUCCAGGACUGCUGUCAUUAAUGUCUCUAUUUCCGACCAGAAUCUCACUACCUUGGGACAUGUCCACCACAUGUGGAUGUAUGAUCCUCUCUCACCGCAGCCUCUCCAGCAAGUAUCUGUAUUGGUUUUCCCCAUUCUAUAUAAUUUGGCCGGGGUGGCGUACCACCUCAGGAGGGUUUUAUAUGCCUGUUCCUGAAGUGUUACACAUAUGGAGACUUUGGCUGUCGCUUCCCAUAUAUCCCUCCAGUCCUCCCCUUCCAGUGUUUGAUGUAGAUCUUUCUCCCAUUGGGUGAUAUAGGUGAGGGGUUCUGCGUUCCUCUCCGGGGCACUAAGUUGUGCGUAAAGCCCCUUGCGUGUGGUUUCUGUUAUGCAUAAUCUUUCAAAGCUAGUCAUUGGAGCCUUAGCUACUUCUCUAACUCUAGGAUGGUUAGCGAAGUCCCUUAGUUGUAUAUAUCUGAAAAAGUCUCUAGUCUGUAAUGGCGCUGUCUGUUUUAGUUCGUCAAAGGUUUUGAAUGUGUCUCCGUCGUAUAGGUGAUAGUAUCUCUGCAGGCCUGCGUAUUCCAGACCUUUGAAGUCCCUCGCCCGCAUGCCUGGUGUGAAUGCCCUGUUUCUCAAAUAUAGGGUGAGAGGUGAGGGCAUUCUCGUUAGAGCAUAUUUUUGAGCGUUGGCGUCCCAUAUUUUAAUGGAGUUGAGUAUAGAUGGGCAGUCUGUGAGUAAGGGUGGUCUGUCUGCUUUUGGUACCCAGAUCCAAUACUGGGGAAGGUCUCUUCUCAUCACUAAGGAUUCCAGGUCUGCCCAUCUGCGUCUAUCUGGGGGUGAGUGCCACUCUAUUAUUUGGGCUAGCUGUGCUGACAGGUAAUACAGGUGAAGAUUAGGAAGUCCCAGUCCCCCUAGUCCCUUUGGUCGGUAGAGUAUGUGUCGGGCUAUCCUAUGUCUUUUGUGUGCCCAUAUAAAUUGGUUUAUGUUGGUUUGUAGGGAUUGUAGGUCCCCUUUCGUGACUAUUGUGGGCAGUGCCUGGAAGAGGAACAGCAUGCUCGGUAAUACAUUCAUUUUAAUUGCGUGAAGACGGCCUAUCCAUGAGAUCGGCUUCUCAUGCCAUUUUUCUAAGUCUUUUGUUAUUGUUUUGAUCAUUGGUGUGUAGUUUUCCGUAUACAGUCGUGAGACCUCUUUUGUUAGUUUGACCCCCAAGUAUUUUAUAUGUUGGUGGUUCAGCUUUAUAUACGUCAUCCUCCCUAUUAGCGCCGUGUCUUCCGCCGUCAACCCCAGCGGCAUGGCUUCUGAUUUGUCCAUGUUUAUUUUAUAGCCUGCCACCUGGGCGAACUCCUCCAGUAGCCGGACUAGACUCGGGAGGGAGUUCUCCAGGUCCGUGAGAGUGAGCAGGAUGUCAUCUGCGUACGCAGAUACUUUGUACUGCUCUGUUGCUAUUGUCAGUCCCUUUAUGUUUGGGUGUUCCCUAAUCCGGUAGAGGAGGGGUUCUAGGGCUAGUAUGAAGAGGAGCGGCGAGAGAGGGCAGCCCUGCCUCGUGCCGUUACUUAGUUGAAAUGGUUUUGGGAUCGCUCCUGGUAUGGCUAUUUGGGCCUGUGGAUUCAUGUACAGUGCUUUGACCGCUGUGAUGUAGUUUUCUGGUAGGCCUAUGUGACGCAAUAGGGCGAACAAGUAAUACCAUUGGAUCCUGUCGAAGGCCUUCUCCGCGUCCAGCGAUAGGACGAGAGAAGGCGUCCUAGUUUUACCGGCCCACCAGAUCAGGUCUACUGCACGUCUAGUGUUCUCAUUCAACCUUUUUUAACUUUUUAACACAUUUUAUAGCAGUUCUGAUUUUGGUAUACCACCUUUAUCCACUUAUAUAUAAAAAACUGCACCAAGACAUUUUUCCUGUUUUGUGUUUAUUUCUUGACAUAUUCCAUUGGGAGUGUCUGAUACACUGAAGAGAGGUCGUGUAUGCCACCGUAAGGCACAAAUACCUGUGUGUUUAGAGUCUAUACCCAGAAAAGAGUAAAUUAAUUUUCACUCACCUCUGUUUUUUUAUAUAUAUAUAUAUAUCUCUUCUAUUUUUUCCAUUUUAGGUUCAACUAUUUGAAUAUUACAUAUGUAAGGAGUGAGUCCCUAUUGAUUUUAGGGCUGCAUUCGCACUUUAUGUUGUUAGGGGGAACAUCACCUAAACAUUGAGUGUUUAAAAUCUAGUUUACUAUAUACAUCUGAUGUUUUCCGACCCCUUUUAGAGAACGUGUUCUUUUCCAGUACAGGGUAUCUGGUGAAAGGCGUUACAUGUGAACAGAUCGAUAGAAUGAGCAAACCCAGCUUUCUUAACCAUUACAAGCUCUUCGAAAAGAAUCUUCAUUUACUUUCGCCAUUUCAGGUAAAUCUCUUAUUUUUAUCAAUUGUUAAAGUUUUGGAUUAUUCUGGGGAGUAUAUAAUAACAGACCUUGACAAGAGUCCAUUAACAUAAAGGGAUACCAAUCCCAGUAUUCUGGAAGCAGAUUCAACCGAAUUUACCUUCACAAACUGUUUAAAUUUUGUGUCUAAGUUUCUUUUGAUUCCACACGAUGUAUUUCAUACUUUUAAUGUUUUGUCUCGUUGGUGUUGCUCCCUGUGCACUAAUUUGAGAGAUUUCAACCAUUGGCAAAAUAAACAAUUGUUUAAAAAAAAAAAAAAGAUUUGAAAUCAGGAGAUCUGGCAAAUUGAAGAUAUACCCUUUAAACACAGAGCUGGCUCUAAUUCUAAUUUUGGUGUGACAGCUGGAAAUAAAACAAACCUGAAAUUUAUGAACAAUUAUAUUUAGAGAACAGUUCAGGGCAAUUUCUGAACAGAUACUGGUGAUGUGACUCAAAUGGUAUUCGGAGUUCUAUUACCAAAUACCUUCCAUUUUUCCAUUGGUUCAUUGCUCUUAGAGAAAAACAUUAUCUCAAAUUUCUCCCAGGAUAUUAGUUUGGCUUCAGGAUAUCAGCAGCUUCCCAUUGUAAACUGUGCCAUUGUCAAGGAUCACCCAGCCACAGUUAGAUCAAACAUAAAUGUGGCAACGUCCCAACAAAGUGAAAUGAAAUCCCAGAAACUUAAAUAGAAUUAUACACAGAGAACCAAAUAUCGACACAAUAUAUAAUGUUUACUGAGGGAUUGUAGAUAAAAUUAUUGCUGUGAGCACUUCCGUGAUUUAAAGUGGUCAUGGUGCCUGGAGUCUGUAUGUGCAUUGUUUCACUUUGAAACUUAGUAAAUACAAAGUUAAACCCUUCUGAUGCCAGUAGGAACACUAUAGUGUUAGGAAUACAAAUAUGUCACUGUCAGUACUGUUAGGGUUAAAGAAGGUAGUUCACUUACCUUUUCUCCCUCACAGCAUCGGUCUCCAUCGGUCUCCAUGGCCCUGCCUCUUUAGAUGAGAUCAUCAAGAUUGAUGAUCUCAGCCAAUCCAAUGCUUUCACAUAGGAUAUCAUGGGAAGGCUAGUGUGAAUGUGUGGCAACACGCCACUCUGCGCCAAUCAGAGUUUUACUCAGCUAUUUCCCAGACGCGCCCCUACAUGCAGGUUAACCCUGCAAUACAUGCAUUGCCGUUUCAUGCAGAAAGGCAAUGCUUUCAACUACCUCCGUUAAGACGGGUGGCACAUGACACCAUGACCACUUUAUUAAGAUAAAGUGUUCCUUUACACCUCACACUAAUCUAAGUAAAUUCUAACAUCUGAAUAUCAUGAGUAAUAAUUCAUGAGGCAAGUGAGGAAUAAAACAUCCCUAAAGUAUUGUAUUUCCUUAAACAUCCCAUCAUACUUUGCAAUGUAUAGAAAGGAACAGAGAAACAUUUGCCACUCAUCCCACUGUACAGCAUUGCGGAAUUUGUUGGCGCCUUAUAAAUAACAAUAAUUAGACUUCCUUCACAUUACCAAAGAUUCCCUUAGCAAUGGUUUGUCUGUUAUUUCAUAUACAAGCCAAAGUACACUUAAGAAUUAAAAUGAACAAUUAUCUGGCCACUCACAGCUGUUACACCAAAUGUUGCACUGGCACAAAUGCAAAGAUAGAUAAGCAUUAAUAAAGUUAGUUUUCUAAAAUAGUUUAUCUAUGCACAGCAUUAUUAAAGGGAAAGCCACAAAAAUAACAUUUGUUUUCUCUGGACUUUAGGUUCACACCCCUUUGCUAUUAAAAAAAAUAUGAAGAUUACUCACCUCGUUUCCAGCUUUGGGACACCUCUAUUGGAUCCACCUUCUCCCCUGCUCCACUGUUGAAGAUGUCAAAAUAUCUGCUGAUGUCUUCUGAGAUCUUCUCCAAUUCAAUGCUUCUCAUGAAGAAACAAUGGAUUGGAGAUAUGCUUCCCCGCAAAAUGCUUUGCUUCUCCAAUCGAAUCAGGACCGAGUUCCACUCUGUUUUGGAAUAGGAAGAAUUGCCUCUUGUGGCUGUCUGGAAGACAACCACUACAGGUGUAUUUAACUCUGCAAUACAAACAUUUUAGUUUCUACAAAACUGCAAUGAUCACUGCCUCCAGACUACUUCAUUGAGAUGAAUAGGUCUUGGUGACUCUAGCGGUUCUUUAAAAUAAACAUUUACAUUUAGAAUUGAAGGUCUAGCACACUUAGGGAACAGGACGUUUGGCCCAUUAGAUUGACCCUGCACACAUUGUCUACUUCAUUCCCAGAAUACUGCAAGACAAGAUACAAAAGAACAGUCUGUGUUAAUAAUAUUUAUUAAUGUUUGUCUGUUUUUGUCCUACACUAACAAAACUAUAUUUAUCAUCUUAGAUACACUGUCUGGCUUGGAGAUAUUGGAAAAUUUCCCAGGCAACCAUUCCUCCUUUUCUGCUAGCUGUCCUACCGUAAGUCUGGAUCUUCAAAGCCUUUUACUAAUAUUUUUUACAAAUCACUUUUCUAUUCCAUUAGAGUUUAUGCAAAUGGUAGAAUCUACCAUUUGACUACAGGCAAGCAAAACACAGUUACUUUGAUCAUCUCUGCAAUAAUGCAAAAGAAGAACCAGGGUCGUACAAUUCCCCCUCGGGGCUAACGCAUAUAAGUGAUAUAUCCGAGCAUGAAAUAGGAGCUCAGUUUCCUCCUUGCCAAUCAUAAUGUUAAAAUGAAUAUAUGGUAAUAUGGCCUUUAAGCUAUGCACUUACAUGCCAACAAUAUUCUGAAAUUUUGAUGACGGAACCUACUGCAUUAUGUUAUAUUUCCGUUCUUUUAACUCUUUGGCUACAUGUUGGGUGGGAAUAUACUGCUCUGCGAACCUUCUGGUCAUCAGAAGGUAAAUUGCUGCAAUUUAUAUUAAGAUUUUAUGUUGCGAUACAAAUAUUUCGGUACACAGCAUUGUUUUCAUUGGCUUAAAAUGUCUAUGUAAAUAUAUGUUAAUAAGUUAGUGUUUCCAUACCCUUUAACUUUCAGUUCAGAAUAUUUUGUGUCCUAUCCUCCUGCAUGCGGAUCAUUGUUAAUUAGCCUGGGAAAAAUUGAUCUGGACUCUCUGCUGUUAAAUAAACACAAGAAAGAAAUUAUAAUUAACAAAAUCAACCAGUGCUUGGUAAGAGUUUAUUGUACUUCUUCUUUAACAAUCCCUGUUCUGAGCUAAUAAUAUGCUUUGCUGUAAUAUUGAGUUGUAUCAAUCUUGGUUAUUUGUCAUGUUGUUGCAUGUGUGGUUCUGUUUUGUGAGCAGAAUGAGCCGCUCUACCUAUUUAUUUUUGUUUUUUUCAUGGGACGCUAUUUUUUAGGGUAUGCCUGUAAUAUAACAAUUGUGCCAUGGGUUUCUGAACUAUAAAGGCUUCUUAUCCAGCCCUGGUGAUACCAGGGAUUUGCCUCAAUUACAUCCACUGCCCUCUUAAAGGGACACUAUAGUCACUAAAACAACUUUAGCUUAAUUAAGUAGUUUUGGUGUAUAGAUCAUGCCUCUGACGUUUCACUGCUUAAUUCGCUGCCAUCUAGGAGUUAAACUACUUUUGUUCCUGUUUAUGCAGCCCUAGUCACGCCUCCCCUGUGACUCACGCAGCCUGCAUUAAAACUAAAUGGUUUAAUUUUCAAUCGGAUGUAACUAACAUGCAGGAGGCUCCUGCAGGGUCUAGCAAGCUAUUAACAGAGCUGUAGAUAAGAAAUUCUAAAUUGAAUAAACAAACUGUAAACAUUAGAUGAUUCUUUAUACAGGAAGUGUUUAGGAAGUCACAUACAGGGAGCUGUGACUAUGGCUGCAUAAACAAAGUGAUUUAACUCCUAAAUGACAGGGAUUGAGCAGUCAGACUGCAGGGCCAUGAUCUAUACACCAAAACUGCUUCAUUAAGCUGUUUAAAGUAAUUUUGGUGACUAUAGUGUACCUUUAAUAUCAAGUCAUAUGUAACACUAUAAUUACAUCUUACAUCGUCCCAUGAUGGAAAAAACAUAUGUCUAAUACGCACUAAUAUUCCCAUCCGCAGCUAGAAAACUCCAUCCUUAGGCCCAGGUGCAGAUAUUGGCUUAUCCUUAGUCCAGCCAAUUUGACCUCUACGUAUGAGAACCUAAAAAGUAACACACCUGCUUCUCAGACUGUUUAAAUACGUUUGAACAAUAUAAAGGACAAGAGAGUAUUAUAGCAUAUGCUGUCAACUAAACAUAGUUUCAUUAUCUAAAGGACAGAAUGGAACCAUUACAUAUCUAAAACUACAGGAGCAAAUUCUUCACCUAGGUAGCCUAUACAGAUGGACAUCGCCCAAGUGACGGGCUUCCUAUUCUAGAGAGACAUUCCUAGACCUAUUGUACACUUUAAAUUCUUGACUUUCUUCGGACAUCUAAAAGAAACCUUAGAUGUAGAGAUAAGUCUGACCUUUGACUUAAAACAAUCUUUCUCAAGCAGAAAUCUCAAGCAUAUCUGGUGCAUACAAUAAAGUGUGAUUGAGUUUACUGAUAACAUCUUGUAACCCUGUGCCAGCAGGAAUACUAAAGAGAGUUUAACACAUGUUCUCUCUGUCUUCUAGAAUGGUUCUAUAACUGAUGUCUACCAAUUAGACAUGCUUGGGAACCUCGUCUGUCAUUUGUCUCCAGGUAUCAUUCGCGAUGGCUUAUCUACAGGUGUGAUUGAAGCAACAAUACACCGGAUGAAGUCUUGUACAAGCCUAAGUCAAAAGCAAAAUGUAGACAUUAAGCACAAAAUCCUGGAGCAUUAUGGGUAGAUCCUAUCAAAUUAUUUAUGCAUGUAAUGUUUGUGUUCUAUGCCAGUAUAUAUCCAUCCUCAUUAACUUGGCUUUCAUCAUUUUUAUUGAGAAACCCACUGAGCUGGACAUCAGAAACUGUUCAGGAUAUGACAGCAUUUUGGAACCUGCUAUCGGAAGAAGAAUUCAAUGGAAUAUUAAAAAAGGUAUUUGUUAUUAGUUUCUCUGAGGACCCACUAAAAAGCAAUUUAAGUGCUGAUAAUAUAUGCAGUUUAGAUAGAUGGCUUUAAUAGUAUAUGAAUGUCUCCAGAACCCCGAAAUUGCAUUAUUUUCCACAAUUAGCGCAUUUUGUGUCUGUUUUAUUACAUGACUGUUUUUAAAACAAUAUUUUUAAAAGUAGUUCUUGGGUUGGGGCUAGUAUAAGCAAGACGUGGGUAGAAUAACAAAAUUGGACAGAUGCAGGAAAGACUUACAACAUGUGAAUAAGAAUAUUCUGUUAUAAUAUUAGCCAAUAUGGCUUAACUCCUGCCUGACCCUAAAAAUUAGUGGACUUUAAGUCCACUCAAUAUUCUUGGUUUUAGACAUAAGCAUAUUGGGAUAUGCACAUAUGCUUGUGCAUGUGAUUGCAAAGAUAACAAAACAUAAAUCUAACGGUAAUCAGAGGGAUUUAUCAAAGUUUUGUGAACUAAAAAGCAAUGCUAGUGGUGAGUAGUGAUGUCCCUAACGGUUCGCCGAACGGUUCGCGAACGGUUCGCCACGAACGGUUCGCCACGUACUCCAGUCAGCAGACACAUUCCAGCCAAUCAGCAGCAGACCCUCCCUCCCAGACCCUCUCACCUCCUGGACAGCAUCCAUUUUGAAGCUGCAUUCUUAGUGAGCUGUCCAUGAGGUGGGAGGGCCUGGGAGGGAGGGUCUGCUGCUGAUUGGCUGGAAUGUGUCUGCUGACUGGAGUCCGCGGCGAACCGUUAGUGAUGAGGUUUACUGGUGGUGAGUUGGUAGACUCUACCCUUUGAAUUUGACUUGUUAGGCCCUUCCCAUAUGACUCCAUGUAAAUAAUCCCAGACCAACAGAGGCCAUGCCCUGUUCAACACCAUGAACCUAAAGAUAUAGUUAUUUUUGUAAUAACAACAACUACUUUGAAGAGAUCCAACACCAACUUCUAAUGACCACUAUAGAAGUCAGGCGCUGUAAGAGAGGCGCUGCCAAAAUAAUCAUGACAGACACAACCUGUUAUAUUCUAAAACACUCUUAUCAUGAAAAGUGGAGAAAGCACCAUGGAAUCUGCCUUCUUGAUUCACUUUUAUAACUUUGCACCACUUGUCAGAUCCUAACACUUUGAUAAAUCUCCCCUGAAUCAUAGAUGAAUCCUGGCUUAUGAUAUUUCAUGUAAUUGUUACACUCUGAUCCAUGGACUUUGGAAUGACCUGUUUAUUUGGAAUUUGCAGAUCUAUACAGUCCUAUUACCAUUAAUUGAGAAGAACAUUAUAUUCUGAUACAGAAAGUUUCAAAGGCUAGUUUGUUAUAACAGAAGCUAUCAUUGGUCCUUAUUAUGUUAAAUAUUAGAAAUAAACCGAGGGGAGGCUUUUUAUGCACACGUGUUUGAGACUACAUUCCUACCUUAACAGUAACACGCUUAUAUUGUCAUUUUAACUUUAUACAGAGAACGUGAGCGCAUGUUGCAUUAUCAAUUUUCAUGCAGUUGAUAGUAAAAAGAGAAGGAAUCUGUUAAAAAUAAAAACCCAGAUAAAACUAAGUGCAAAAUGCUGCGACUCAUCAUUACCAGGUUCAUCUCCUAAAUACCACUGAGCAUGAUAUUUAACAAACACUCUUUUGAUUCUUGAUAUAUUUUUGUUCUUAUCUCCCCACUUGAAUGUCUUUGGAAAGUUCCUGAAUACAGUUGUGCAGAUGGUAUCGGAGGCGGCAGGAAUUUCUCUGAGUGAGGGGAUGCUAUCAGCUCUAUUUCACGCAGUACAGGCAUUUAAUGCCAACGCCUCAGUACCUAAUCAGACAACAGGUAAAGAUUCUUUCUCCCACCUGUGGCCGCCCUAACGUCACAGUGGCGACAUUUUCUUCUGAUCCCUCUGAUACUGAAAAGGCUCUUUGUGUGUCUUGGCUAACACAAAUGCCUUUUCAGAUAUAAAAUGACCUGAACUAUUUAGAUUGAAGAAGAGGAAUUGUAUUGGUAACCUGGGGAGAAAUGUAGCCAACAGAUCUCAAUUCUUACUUUAUUCUCUUUCAUAGGUCCCUAUAAAAAUGAGAUAUUAUUACUUUUUAGUUGGGCUCUUUGACAGGGGACCAUGUCUAAUAGUGCUCUAAAAAUAUUUCAAAGUAUGUCGACACUAAUUAAAGGAGAAUCAUCACUUUUCUAGAAAUGACACCAUUUAAUAAAAUAUUGAAAAUCACUUAUAACUAGAGUUGAGCAAACUUGAACUGUAAAGUUCGGGUUCGUACCGAACAUUACGAUUUUUUGACCCCGAACCCGAGCCCGGACAUUUUAGUAACAGUUCGGGUUCGAUUUCGGUGUUCGGCGAUUUAAUGGCGCGUUUUGAAAAGCUGCAGGGCAGCCAAUCAACACGCGUUUGACUCGUGUGCCCUUAGAAGCCAUCACAGCCAUGCCUACUAAUGGCAUGGCUGUGAUUGGCCAGUGCAGCAUGUGACGCAGCCUCUAUAUAAGCAAGUAGGGGCAUGUCUAUUAAACAGUGAGUAACCCGCCGCUCAGGGGUGGGGCCGGGGGGAGGACAAUAGGUUCCCCCCCCCCAUUAUUUUACUUUAGGGCCACACUCGCCACUCGGGGGUGGGGGCCGGGGGGAGGACAAUAGGUCCCCCCCUUAUUCGAAUUUAGGGCCCCCACCCACCGCUCAUGGGUGGGGGCCGGGUGGGGGCUGGGGGGAGGAAAAUAGGUCCCCCCUUAUUUUACUUUAGGGCCCCCACCCGUCGUUCAGGGGUGGGGGCUCUGGAGGUGGGAACCUUUUUUUUUUUUUAACAGUGAGCAGCCAUAGACUGCUCACUGUUUAAUAGACAUGCCCCUACUCGCGGUAUAGCGAGUAGGGACAUAAUUUACUAAUACUAAGUAAUCUUGACUGGCCAAGUAACUUACAUUUUAUAUGAAUGUGUGUUACUUGAUUGUUGUAAGUGUUGCAAAUUCUUACAGCUGAAUCCUGGCUAUGUUUGCAUACUUUUUAUUUAAAAUUGUAUACACUGUAACAUUCUUCUUCUUCCACUGGGUAAGUAUAUUAGUACUUAGACAAUACAUUUUACUUCCUUUUGCAGCCCUCUAACCCUUUCCAGGACUUUUUUAGAGCCAUUUUAGUGCCCAAAAUUUCGGGUCCCCAAUGACUUCAAUGGGGUUCGGGUUCAGGGUCAAUUUCGAGUCCCAAACUCAAAACUUUUUGCCGAAGUUCGGCCGAAACCGGCAAACCCGAACAUCCAGGUGUCCGCUCAACUCUACUUAUAACAUGUGUUAACAUUAUUCGCAUGUGAUUUUUAUUUUUUUUAAUGUAUAUUAAAGAUUCAGCAGUUGACAUUACAAUCCAGUUCAGUCCAGGCACUGCCAAGGCACUCACUGCUUGUUCUUUGUUGACUGACAGGUUAAAAGGGCAGUGUUUAUAGCAGUGAUUGACAGAAAGCCCGGAUAGCUUUGUUAAAGAAUAGUGGUCAAUUAAAUUUAGCACAUUUCUACAUUUAAUUUUAUUCAUCAGACUUUACAAAUAUAUUCAUUAAAUAUAAGGGAGAAGAAAAAUAAUAUAAAAAAUUCUGGUGGGUAACAUCUUACUUUAAAGUGUAAAUACAGAAACCACAGUCUUCACUAUGUAUAAUAACACAUCUGACUCUACUAUCGAAAUUAGCGAUCUACUCUAUCACUUUAAAUACAAGACAGAGCAACAUAAUGCCUUAAUGGAGAUUUUAAGUAAUGCGUUUUAUUCUCCAUAACAGAUAUACGGCUCAGUUCUUGCACUCAGAGUCGCCUUGUGAGAGUUUGUUUUUUUGUUGUUGUUGUUGAAUAUUGGGAGCACGUGAACUCUAUAUGCUGGUUUUACAGAGAUUAUUCUAUUAAUUGUGGACAAUUUUAUAUAGUCAAACAGUUUAAAAAAAAAUUAGGAUUGACAUAUGCUGAUUACUUUUACAGAAACUAUAGACAAUUAAUAUAUUGAUCUAUGUUUUUAUCAAACUAUUAUCCCUGUGCUCUUGUGAAUUCGUAUAGUGAAAAAAAAUGAUUUUUUUCACUAUAAGAGGAGCCAAUAAAUUUCCCCAAUAAUCUCAAAUUACAUUUAUCAAAAUCACAUUUAUUAUUAUUUUUUUCUUUAAAAAUAGGUAUACUUUUGCAGUUGAUUAUGAUCCUUCAUAAAUGAAGCCUUGCGCAGUGAAAAACGUGAAACAAACAGUAAAUGUGUCUAUUUGUCUUGCAUUUGCAGAGUGUACUGGAAUCACUUCGCCUACUGACGAGAAUAUUGUAAUCUUGGCAGAAGCCAAUUCAUAUUGGUCUUCUAAAGAAUUAUACUGCAUGGGCAGAGAAACCUUUCACAGAAAUGUGCAUAUCCUGGGUUCUAUAAGCGGCUUCAACCACUCUCAGCUCUCAGCCCUGAAGAAUAAAGCCAAAGAAGUAAAAUUAUUGUGUAUUAUUGUGUAUAUAAAAUAGAAAAAAAGAACAAUUUCCUCCCUCUCCCCCGAAAAACUAACUCAACAACUGAAGACUACAGGCAGGGCCGGACUGGGGAAAAAAUUCGGCCGGGCAUUUUUUUAUCACAGCGGCCCAUUAAGAAUGGGGCGGGGCAGAGAGGGUGUGUUUUGUCAUCACUCAUGACAAACACGCGCCCUCUCAAAGUGAGCAUGUUGGUUCAAUGCUCUUCCAGGGCAGACCAUGCACAGAGCUCUGCUGAAGACCUCUAGCAUGAGAAAAAAGCCCUGUAUUUGUUCUGUGCAGUGCAAGCAAAUUUAAUAACAUGCUUGCACUGUGUUUCCUUGCAACUUGUCUCUGGUGUCUCUAUAAAUGGAUACCAGGAGACAAAGGGGCCAGGAAAGAGUAUUGUGCAUGUGUUUGGAGCCUGCUUGUGGUAUUGCGUGUGUGCAGAGUGAGCUGGUCGUGGUGUGGUAUUGUGUAAUAAGGUCGGUUUUAGUCGUGUUUUGUUUGUGGUGUAAUGUAAUGCAUAUGUGGCUAGGGGCUGUAGAGAAUGUGUCUAUAGGGGAUGUAGCAAGUGUGUGUAUACAGGCUAUAGUGUGUGUGUGUGUAUAUAUAUACAGGCUAUAGUGUGUGUGUGUGUGUGUGUUCGUGUUCAGGGAAUGUAUGGGUUUGCUUAAAAGGAAUCUAGUGUGCGUAUAGGGGAUCCAGUGUGUGUGUGUGUGUGUGUGUGUAGGACCCAGACUACGUAUAGGAGAUCUAGUGAGCGUGCGUAUAUAACGGAUUCAGAGUGUAUAUAGGGAUCUGGUGUGUGUAGAUGAUUCAGAGUUGGGUAGAGGAUCUAGUGUGUGUCUGGAAUGAAAUAUGUUUAGGGGUGCUGUGUGUGUGAGGGGUGCUGUGUAUAUAUAUAUAUAUAUAUAUAUAUAUAUAUUAUAUAAAUAUGUUUGGAAGUAUUGUGUAUGUGUGUGAUGCAGUGUAUCGGGGGGUUGUGUGUGUAUGUGAGGGGUGCAGUAUGUGUGUGUGAGUGCUGUGUAUGAUGUGUGUGAGUGCUGUGUAUGAUGUGUGUGAGUGCUGAGCGUAAUAGUGCUGUGUAUGAUGUGUGUGAGUGCUGAGUGUAAUAGUGCUGUGUAUGAUGUGUGUGAGUGCUGAGCGUAAUAGUGCUGUGUAUGAUGUGUGUGAGUGCUGUGUAUGAUGUGUGUGUGAGUGCUGAGUGUAAUAGUGCUGUGUAUGAUGUGUGUGAGUGCUGGUGAGUGCUGUGUUGAUGUGUGUGAGUGCUGAGUGUAAUAGUGCUGUGUAUGAUGUGUGUGAGUGCUGAGUGUGCUGAGUGUGAGAGUGCUGAGUGUAAUAGUGCUGUGUAUGAUGUGUGUGAGUGCUGUGUAUAAUGUGUGUGAGUGCUGAGUGUAAUAGUGCUGAGUGUGAUGUGUGUGAGUGCUGUGUAUGAUGUGUGUGAGUGCUGAGUGUAAUAGUGAUGUGUAUGAUGUGUGUGAGUGCUGUGUAUGAUGUGUGUGAGUGCUGAGUGUAAUAGUGCUGUGUAUGAUGUGUGUGAGUGCUGAGUGUGCUGAGUGUGAGAGUGCUGUGUAUAAAUGUUGUGUGUUAGGGGGUAAAUAAACAAAUAAAAACCUAAGUGGGAAUAAAUAUACAAAUAAAAAAAAAUAAGGGGGGUAAAUAAACAAAAACACUAAUCAUGCAUUAUCCCCCCCCCCCCUCCCCUUACCUGUAGCCUGGGAGGAGGAGGGGUCCGGCACGCUGGUGAGUGGGGGGACCAGCACUCACACACGAUCCCAGGUGGUCCAAUGGUGACUCUCGCGAGAUCGGGGCGUUGCCAUGGCAACGCUCCCGAUCUCGCGAGAGGAACCCGGCGGAGCUGCAAAAUAGAGCUCCGCCGGGUCCUCUCCCUCUCUCCCCAGCCGCAGGUCUAUUUAAAUGGGCCGGUGAGGGAGAGCUUUGAUCUCCCCACCGGCCCUCCAUGGCAAACAGCGGGGCCGGCGCUCGGAUAGUGCCGGCCCUGCAUAGACCGGCAGGGGAUGUCCUGGGACCUCCCCUGCCGGCCUCGGCCCAUGGCCACCGCGGCCCACCGGGCAUUUGCCCGGUGUGCCCGAUGGCCAGUCCGGGCCUGACUACAGGAUUGGAAUGGUGGUGGGAAAGGGAGGACAAUUUGCGUAGUGGCCUAGUCCCCUAGACCCUUUGUACUUACAUAUGACAUCUCAGCUUGUGGGCUUUUAGGGUGUAUGUGAUACCAGGCUGACACCCCUAUUCAGUGCCCCCUUUCUAGACAGGCUCACAAAUUGUGGUCAUCAUCAGUGACACCCGCCCAUGUUCUGAUCACGUACCUCCUAAUCUUGGGAGGUAAGUAUCCAAUAACAAAUCAUCACAACAGGCUUGCUUUCUUGGCUUAAUGUAUUUUAUAACAGCUUGAAGUGUCUUGUAGCCUCUCCAUUGCUGUACUCCAAACUCUGUCUCUUCUCCCAUCAGCAUCACCAUCCCAAUCCUUUUCCUCUAUGCACAAAAAAAAUCCAGUUUUAUAUGCUUAUAUCAAAGAAAAGCUCAGGAGCUCAUGAUGCCUGUAUCUGGACUGUUGCCCCAUUUCUUUUUUUAAAAUAAAAUGUUCAGUGUUUUAGAAAAACAGUCCACUAAAUACAACAGACAUAGUCAAAUACAGAACUGAUUAAAAGGAUAAUUCAAUAUAGAAUUUUAUAAUAUUUUGUUAUCCUUAAAGGGACUCUCCAGUGCCAAAACAUAUUAGUUUUCCUGGCACCUCAAGUUGCUGAUGGGGUUUAAUGCUUUCCUAUGGGGAUUUCGGCAACGCUGGAGUUCCUCACAUAGCGUGAGGACGUCCAGCGUCACUUAAAACACUUUUCGUGUUCUAAGAACACGGAAGUCCCUCUAGUGGUUGUCUUGUAGAGACAGCCACUAGAGGAGGACUUAACCCUGCAAGGUAAUUAUUGCAGUUUAUAAAAACUGCAAUAAUUACAGUUGCAGGGUUAAGGCUAGUGGGAGUUGGUACCCAGACCACUCCAAUGGGCAGAAGUGGUCUUGGCGCCUGGAGUGUCCCUUUAAUAGCCAUGUGUGCUACAACAGAAGUGAUGACCAGAGAUAAGGCUAUAGUGAAGUUUGGGGGGGAAAAAUAAAAGGAUAAGGGGGAAAAAGAAACAAAACAAAUAGUGGGAUGGGCGGCAUGUUCAGUGACCCUAAAUAUGUUCUAUGUUUUAUAUAAGUGGUUUCCAAACCAGUCCUCAUGAUCCACUAUCAAUCCUGGAUCUAUGUAUUUCCCUUUUUUUUUAUUCCAAUAGAGAUACUGACAAAACCUGGACUGUUGGUGGGUUAUGAGGACUGGUUUGGCAACCACUGUUCUGUAUGUUGGCAUCAAUAUAAUUGCCCAUUGUAUAUUAUGGAGAUUACAAUUCUGGUGGUGUAAUUCUAGCAUUCUUUAAAAGGUGUGGGGUAACAUGUCAGACUGGAGAAGUUACCAUGUCACCUCUCUAGGACGUAUUGCGACCGCUCUCAGUGAACAAGAAAUAGACCAGCUGGAUUUAAGGUCCAUAGAUGCAGUCUCUGCACUGGGCAAGCAGGAAGAAUGGACAUUUGCCCAGGUAAGCAUGUUGGGAUAUAAAGGAACUAUUCAAUAUUAAAACCUUUACCCCAAGACAUAAAGACACAUUUGAAUAUAUAAUUUCUGGAGAUUUUUUUUGACAAGUCAAAUUUGCUAUUUCUUACAUGCUUCAAAUAUUACAAGCACACCAUACAUACCCUUGUCUGAAUAUAAAAUGAUUACGAAUUUAUGCUUCUACAGAAAAGGUCCAUUCUACAAGGGUUUCUGAACAAUUCUAAUAAAUCCUUGAAGGAUUUAAAGAGCUUUGACCUAGCAGGACUGGGAGGCAUUUUGUGUGCAGCUAAAGAAGACGAAAUAAAUCAGAUCCAAACAUCUGAAUUUCGGUACGUAACUUUGGCAGCUGAAAUGUUAUUAUUCCGGGGACAAACUAAACCUCACCCUAUUUUCUCAACUCAUAAGAUGUCUAUAUUAAUGGAAAACUCUAAGCAGUUAUGGUGCUUAGAUAAUGCAGUCUCUCUGCUCUUUUGGAGUUAAAUUGUUAUUCAUCCCUUGUCAUACCUAUACUGUCUGUGACUGACAGUCAACAUGAAAAUUUUUUUUUAAUUUUAUAUCAGAUCUUACAGUACAGCGUGUUUACUUUAGAACUUUUUAUCUUCUGCUUUGUUAAAUGAACGCUAAUUGCACACUAGAGGCUGUUAACCGAGCAGGAAAUAAGAGAUUCUAAAUGAAACAUACUGUGCAACAAGGAAAGCUUUUACAUUAUUUUUGUGCACCAUCCUCUCAUCCCCCAUAGUACGGAAGUAAACCAUUUUGGAAUGGUUUGACUUUUUACCCAGGGUCUGUUGUGUGCUGGUCCCACUUCAUUCAACUGAUGCUCUCCGCCAAAGAGCUAGCCCAGCAUUGUAGUCCUAAGCUCAAGGGUGCUUUCUACUUCUCCAUAGAAAGCAAUGCAAACAGGGAGUGUCAUGCAGUGGGCCCCAGGUAACUAAUCAAACCAUUCUAAAACCAUUUCACUCCUUACAAUGGCGAGUGCCACUGCACUCUUGGCACCAUAAACACUACAGCGCACUGGUGUUCCUGUAAGGGCUAUUUGUCCUGAACAACAGGAAUAUUUCAGAUCUGGAAGUCAUAUUGAUAUUUUAGUGACAUGGAUCUAAAUAUGAAGAAGAAAUAAAUUAUCAUCUUUGCUUGAAUCCAGGCAACUCUACACUGAUCAGCUACAACAUUAAAACCACAGACAGGUAAAGUGAAUAACAUUGAUUAUAUUGUUACAAUGGCACAUGUCAAUGGGUGGGAUAUAUUGGGCAGCAAGUAAACGGUCAGUUCUUGAAUUUCAUAUGUUGGAAGCAGGAAAAGUGAGCAAGUGAAACGAUCUGAGUGACUUUGAGAAGGGCCAAAAAGAGAUGGCUAGAUCGCUGGGCAUUUCUAAAAUGUCAAGUCUUUAGUGGUGUUCCCACCAUGCAAUGGUUAGCACCUACCAAAAGUGGUGCAAAGAAGGACAACUGGUGAACCAGCUUCAAAAUCAUGGGCCCCCAAGACUCAUUGAUGCACUUGGGGAGCGAUAACUAGCCAGUCUAGUCUGAUGGCACAGAAUAGAUAGUGUAUUUCAAUUGGUGAAAAAUCUAAUGCUGGCCAUGAUAGAAAGGGGUCAGUACACAUAGUUCAUUGCAGGUUGCUAUGUAUGGGCCUGUGUAGCCGCAGACCGGUCAGAGUGCCCAUGGUGACCCAUGUCCACCACCGAAAGCACCUUCAAUGGGGACACGAGCAUCAGAACUUGACCAUGUAGCAAUGAAAGAAGGUUGCCUGGUCUGAUGAAUCAUGUUUAUUUUUACAUCAGAUGGAUGGCGAGGUGUGUGCGUGUCUUUUACAUGGGGUAGAGAUGAUAGCAGGAUGCAUUAUAGGCAGAAGGCAGAGGCAAUGUAAUGUUAGUGGCAAUGAUCUGCUGGGAAACCUUUGGUCUUGGCAUUCAUAUGGAUGUUACUUUGACAAGUACCACCAACCUAGAGAUUGUUGCAGAUGAUUUAUACCCCUUCGUGACAAUGGUAUUUCCUGAUGGCAGUUGCCUCUUUCAGAAGGAUAAUGCAUCCUGCCACACUGCAAAAAGUGUUCAGGAGUGGUUUGUGGAACAUGACAAAGAGUUCAAAAUGUUGCCUACCCCUGAACUAGGACAUAGUUACUAGGUAAUAUGUUACAUCAUCUCUGUAACUUUGCAAUGUUUGAUUUAAAACAUCAAUAGUAAUUAGUAUGAAUCAGAUGUUUUUAGGAGUAUAUGUUGGCUAAAAUGAUGAUAUUAUGGCUACUUAGUAAGAAUAACAUGUUAAAGUAAACUAUAGCAAUAUUUAUCUAACUCCAAAGGUGCUUUUAAUGUGCUUAUUUUUCUGAGUUACUUUUACCUUAAUGAGUUACAAGCAUUUAAAAAAUAUCUAAGUUCAGCUAUCAUUGCCUUAGUUCCAGGCAUGUCCAAUUGCUGUCAAGACUUUGGUGUAAAUAAACAGAUACAUUGUAUACUGCAAUGCUAAUUAGUGUGACAUUCUUUGAUCUGUUUUUUAUUAGAGCUGUUAUCUCAAGGAUCGGAUCCCUGCCUUGCAGUCCAAACAUUCUGCAGGAGUUUAAAAAGAAAGCAGAGAUGGUUUAUGGAAAACCCGAGACGUGGACCUCCUAUAUUUUACAAGAUAUUGGGUACAUUGCAGGUAAGGCAAAUAAAUGGCGGAUUUCCCAGAGUUGGAUUGCCAUCCCAGAUACUCCUAGAUGUAAUUAAUACAAGCUCCUCUAAUACAAGGCAGGGUUCUUCCAUGCCUAUGAGACAUUUGAACCACUAACCCAGAUAUGCAUAUAACCUGUAUUUAUAUGUACAGAGAAAUGGGGAUGUUACCCACCCUGAAAUGUUGAUCUUUCUUAACAAAAAGAUGGAUCUAAUUUCUGAAAAUGUGGAAGUACAGAAUUAAGAGAUCAUUAUAUAUUGUAGUGUUAAGACCCCCGUUUAGUGGAACGAAGGGGCCUUUAGUGAACCAUGCAAAACAGCUACAGACCAGUAUUCUACCUUCUUCAACAGUUUGCACUACGCAGUCAGCUAGACUAGUUUAUUGAGCUGCCUUAUAAUGAACUGUUGUACAUCACCAUAAAAGAACCCAUAUACCCACUGUACCAGAGUUCAAUGUUGGCUUUUUAACCGUUUUUUUAUUUGCUUGUAUGUUAUUGAGAGCUUAUCGUGUGUUGCGGCAUAGACAGUUCAUGAGUUGACAAUAUGACCCUAGAAGUAGUUUGGACCUUGUUAGUGAAUAUCGCAACUGAGGAUUGAUAUGUUUUAUUCAUUGAGUGCAUCAGUACUCGGAGAUACAUUCUUUAAACUUGGUUUAUUAUGGUUUUAUAUAGUUUAUUAAUUUUCUUUGAGUUGUGGUAGUUCUUAUAAAUAUUCAAUUCAAAAUGGCACACGAACAUCAGAUUGCGGACUGAUCUAGUAGGACACAAAUGUGGUGCAUCCAAUGCCUUUGUUAUGUUAAAAGUCACUGAGCUUUGCUGUACAGAUAAUUCUGUGCCAAUUGUCUGGCUCAGGGGUGCCCACAUACCAUGUCACCAUGUAGGUUGUGUACUAUAAUACUUUCCUAAACACUAGCACAAUAAACUCAUUUAAGGAGGCUUGGUUUGUGCAUUCACAUAGGCUAUUGAGAAAAACAAUUAAGUAGAAAAAUAGGUUUUCAUUAUGGGUGCUUUACAUUGCCAAUUGCUUCUUAUCGUCUUUAAAUUCUUCUUUGUAGACAAAUAUCCUGAUGACGCUGACAUUGACUAAAGUAUCCUUUUCAUAUAAUUCUCUUUUUUAGCUGGUUUAAACAAAGAAGAAUUCAAAUUGCUUCAACCAGAGCUAAUGCCUUACAUUCAACCUGCUGUGAUUAAAUAUAUACUCGACGACACGUUUAAGGUAAUGGUUUGGAAAUCGUGCUUUAUUUAUGUUUAAUGACUGUGGUCCUUCAAGGGAACAUUUAAAGCUCACUCCUUCUGAGAGUAACUGAAGCUCUAGAAAUAAAGAAGACAGAAUGUGUGUUUCUCUACUACAGAAACAAAACUGCACACUUCAAAGGGAUUAGACAUGCUUUCCUCAAAGUGGGCCUUAGAGUUUGGUGCCCCUCUAGAACAGUCCUUGCACUGAGCCCUACUGAAAUGCUAUUGCAUGGGUUAUACGCCAUUUCUUUUAUUAGAGCACUGCUGCACUAUUUAUAGACAACCUAGUGUUUUGUUCCUCAUACCUCCCAGGUGACCCUGUUUAGGAGGAACAGUCUGUAUUGGUCUGGAGUGGGAUGUUUAUGGUGUAGUGUGAGAGUGUGUACAGGGACAGUUUGUCAUAAGUAUGUACAUGUGGAAGGAGCUGAUCAUAGAGUAGUGUGUGUGUGUGUGUGUGUGUGUGUGUGUGUGUGUGUAUGAGACUAGGUCCUGUUUGUUCUGUGUGUAUGUAAAUGUGUGGAUAGAGACUGUGCAUAAUGUAUGUGAGGUAUGUGGAGGUCUGUUUGUAUUGUGUGUGUGUUUUGUGUGUGUGUGACUAGGUUCUAAUUGUUUUGUAUGUGUGUGAAUGUGUGGAUAAAGGGUGUACAUAAUGUAUGUGUGUGUGUGUGUGUGUGGGUAUAGUAUUCAGCUAAUUAUUUCUGAUUUAUAAAAUUGCUGACAAUCUUCGCUAACCUAAUUAAUUCCUGAAGGUGAUGUCGCCAGAACAAAUUGCUAGCCUUGGACCAGAGAAUAGUAUCAUGGUUACGGAUUCACAACGUGCCAAACUUGAUACCACACAACUGCAGAGCCUUGAUCAGGCACUAGAUGGCGUCAGAGCAACCAGCAAAGACAAAGAAUCCACCACAUCCCCAAGCUCUACCAUAGUAUUCACCUCCUCCCCUGUCUCAGAGAGUAAGUAG
Pelobates cultripes (western spadefoot toad) is the source of this 45156-nucleotide messenger RNA. The record is from the annotation of a GenBank genome assembly. Lineage: Eukaryota; Metazoa; Chordata; Amphibia; Anura; Pelobatidae.